ACAUUCUCCCUCUAACGGAUCCCCCUCUCUCUCUACAUUAUUCUCUGUGCAUUUUAAUUUUUCUCUUUCUGUCACAGGGGGCCCACUUUUCCCCGCCCACUAUCCUCAUUUUUUUCCGCCCGAGUCUGAGAAUAGUGAAGCCAAGAAAUAGUUAAUCUCUCCGGCUGCUGCUAUGAUUGGCCGCUGUGUGCAGCCUUCAGCCUCCUUGAAUGAGAAACAGGGGUAACCAGGCAACUUCUGAGCUGGAGAGAAGAGAGAGGGGAGAAAAAAAAAGAAGAUAGAGCGUUUCGGGAUCUUAAAAUUAUGGGAGAAUUUUUGUAAGGAAAAAAAGAAGGCAAUGUGAUUUCACCUUGUGUGUCCGGGAAAUGGAAUUAACAAAUGGAUUUUCUUGAACGCUCUCUCUCUCUCUCUCUCCCUCUCUCUCUUUUUCUCUCUCACUCCCUCUCUCUCAAUGGGGGGAAAAGAUAGAGCGCUCAAAUGAAGGGGACACAGAUGUGGAUUAAAACGACGCAUAAAUGGGACACUCAAGAGACGCACGCGCUCAGAAAAGGUGAGUGACACCUCAGUUCUCUGCUUGUCUGUGAACGUGAGUGUUUAAAAACUGUGAAAGUGAGGAGCUGGAUCAGGAUGUGAGGCGGCUCAGCGACAUGUCAGGAUUUAUGGAGAGGAUGCGUUGGCCGCUGGAUGGAAACGGGUUGCGGAACAGUCCGCUUUGGACUGAGAAACAGCCUCAUAUUUAAGGAAAGAGGAGAAAUAAGAUGAGAAAUGAGCUCAUCAGUGCUAGGUUUGAAUGUGGAGGGCUUUAAAGCUCAAACGCCGGUCGCCUGUCAAAUAACCUGCUGUCCCACAUUCAAUUGCGCACAAAUUGGUCACGGACGUUACGUUUUAUGACAAGAUUUUAAUACCUCACUUAAAUCUUUUGGCUAUAUUGAGCAAAAAUGUAAUCAAAAGAUAGUAGUAUUAGAAAAAGAAGCUUUUUCAUCAACGUCUGCACCCCCUCCCCUCUCCAAAUAUUCAAAUGAGGAGCUGUCCUGCUGCAACAGCACUAAGUCAUCUUCAGACCUCUGCCUGUUAACGCGCUCUGGGGCGAAUCGAAUGACUGAAGGAUGACGCAUAAGUCCGUACAUGUAUGGAUUUGGGUUGAGAAAUGUUCAGAAAAUGCUCAGCGGGUUGUGUUGGAGGGCGACGAGUACCUGUGGAUGGAUGUGUGUGUCUGUGUGUGUUGGAUGGGAGCGCACAGCGCGGCGCAGCGGCACUGGCGUGACCGGCAGCGCUGAGCCAAAGUCCGCCUCAAACCGGAGCAAAGGCCUGCAGGGGAGAGGGUCCUUUGGUCCUCAUUCACGUUCAAGGGUCAUUAAAACAGUCAAAACAAUCCUGUUGAUUGUUGAAGCGUCCGGAGGAGGGAGGUUGAGGGGGGUGGGGGGUGAGGAUGGCGUUUAAACUGCGUCAGAGAGUGCAGUUGCGCCCACAUUUGGAUGUUGCCGUUGGGGAAUGGAUGGAUGUCACGCGCUAAUGAUGCCGCUUUUUUGCACAGAUUUCUCUUGAAUUUAACUUUAAAUAGUCUGUCACGGCGUAGGGUUCCUUGUUUAAUGCUUCCAGUGCUGUGAAAUCUUUAUAUUUUGGAGCUUUUUCUCUCAAUUCCAGCAAUCUCUUUCUCAAUGAACGAAGGAAAAAGACAAUUUAGAUAGCACAAUAGUUUAUGAAUACUAAUCUUUUGACAUUUCUUUAAUUUUAUUACCCUGCUGCUAUAGGAGUGCUUAACCCUUUACAUAUUUUUAUGGUUUUAACCUUUUAAAAGUCGAACCCCCCCUUGGUUAGACCUGAAAAUGAGCCAACAAGACCAGUUCAGAUGCUCAGUUCUUUGCUGGACCAUAUGUCGAUCAUGAUGCUCUAUGUCUUCUGCUUCAGUGCUAAUGCAAGAGCAAGACUAGAUGGAAAACAGCCUUUGACUUUCACCAUGGAAAGGCAGAUUCGAAGCACAUACAGCUGCUUUAAAACAAGCUGCUGGUGAAGUAAUAAAGCCAACAAACAUCCUGUUUGACCUCACGUGGUGUUUAUUUUGUAGCCUGGUGGGACGGUGGCAAAGGUCAGCGCCGUUGACAUGGAUGCCAAAGUUCAAUGGCAACUUCUGCCAAUCGUCCAAACUGCCUUUGGUAAUCUCCUUAUGGGGUUUUUUCCUGCAACGGAUCCUAAGCUGCACUCUUUGGCUGGAUUGUAGGACACAUUUGUUGCACACACACACAUACACACACACAUGUACUGUACAAUUCUCUGUUGUCAUCCCAGGACACUUCUUUGCAGCCCAGUGUGAGUUGUGGGGCUUAAGAUGGAGCUGAACCGAAACACUCGAAGGCAUUAACUUCUCCAGUAUGGGCUUCUUUGUUGGGUUUCCCAGUGGAAUCAAGACACUUAAUUUAGCUCCUGACAGCUAACGCGGCAAGCGGGUAUGGGAGCUGUAUCUUAUCCGAUUAAGCCCGUAAUGCUUUUUCCCCUUGUGCAAUUAUUGUAAAAUGGAAAAAGUGGUGAAGUUAUUUCUUUUUCAUGUUAUCUCAGCACAAUUACAACAAUGCAGGGACAACAAUUUUGGAUGCUGGUUGUUUUGCACUCCUGAAAUCCUUUGGGUUGUUUGCUUGUGUUUCCUCUUGCUUUUUGUCUCACUGAAAGCCUGCUGUAUUGUCACAUUUGUUGCUUCUCAUCAUAUUGCAUUUCCUCGGCCUGAACUCCCAUAAGACUUCCCAAGUGCUCCGAGAUAAUGCAUCUAACGAACAAGAGGGUUACACUCACAUUAAUGUAGCAUUCCAGCAUUAGACACAUGAUUGCUGGAGUGGCCUAAAUCUUUUAUAAAAGUAGUUUUAAUGAGCGUGCGAGAUUGCAUCUGAGUUCUCAUUUUGCUGGUGGCCUUAUCACAUCCAGUCUGCUCAUUAAUGAAGACGUGGCCCCUGGCACAGGCAGGUCAGAGGUGAUGGCAGCUGCCUGGCUUGAAAAAAGAGGGAGAUUGCUCAGAUAGUGGUGCAUUGUUAGAUAAUGAAUGAUGCGCACGCUCUGCUAGGAGUGUAAUCAACAUGACAGGUGCAUCUGAAGCUGAGAGUGCAGCGAGAGGGUUUGUGGCAACCAAAUGUGUCAGAGGCAAAGACUCAAGCUGUUAAAGUAGCAAAGAAAAGGAACUUUUCACUCUCCCCCUGGGAGGUUUGAGGGAAUACUAUCAUUUUCCCUCAAGCUUUGUGAGAUACUUUUAUUUGCCUUUUAUACAGACAGUUACAGAAAAAAGAUUUUUACAGAUGUUAAAAUGAGGAAAACACCAGACUGCUAUGACAUGAGGGUCAAGUGUCAAAACAACCCACAGAGGACUUGCCAAGAAUAAGUUAGGCUCAUAACUCCUGUUAUGGUUUUACGUAUAGUAAUUGUGUGGUUACAGGGUGAGCAAGACCUCAACAUGGAGCUUUUGUCUCACCAUAAGGCAACAUUAAAUUGAAUAUUUACAUUCACUAUCAAGUAUAAACUCCAGGAUACUUAUUUGAUGUGAGCAUUUCCAUCAAAGGUGAUGUUAGAUAAGGUGGAUAAGGCGUCUGCUGGAAUAUCGGCGUAGACAUUUCUAUCCUCAUUUAGCUCUCCUCCCUCUCUGAGCAUAGCAGUUGACACCUCUUUAAAAAUAAAUAAGGAGAACGUCACAGUGUGAACACAACAUGUCACUACCCCUAAUGGUUUAAGUUACUUUGAGGCGAUCAGCAACUUUGAGAUGCACUCAGCAGCUCUGCUGGAUUCCAAGACAGGUUGCUCCACUUUCCUCUAUCAGAGAUGGUUUAGGCCCAGAAGCUCCUCAGGCUGCUCUCAAGUCUACGCACACAAACUGUCAUUACAUCCCAAAUCUCAAAACAAGUUCGCAAUGAAACUAACAUUUGUCUGCAGUGUCAACAGAGUGAGGUGAAAUGUGUCAGACUUCUCCAGCUAGAUUUAGAUUUUUAGAUUGGCUGUUUAGAGUUAAAUUACCACUAUAAAUGGUUUUGACCAAUCAAAAUGAGGUAUAACACAGCUGUGUAGUAAAAUAGUGUAAUAUACAGUUUGGAAUAAUAAAUAUAUAUAAAAGUGUUAAUUAUUGAGAAAAUAAACCUUCUAGCAGACCAGCUGAUUUAAUUUAUUUACAUUGUUAUGCUGAGCUAAGCAAACUUUGGACAGCUUGCAGCUCCAUACUCAGCAAAAUUUUAAGAAGCUGGCAUUACUGGUCAACCAGUAUCAGUUUUUUUGACCAAUAAUGUGAGAGCAAGUCUGCCAAGGACUGAUAUAUAAAGCAGAUAUUAUAUUGCUGUUAUUUGCAUUUGACAAAUACACCAAUUUAUUGAUACUAAUGAAUGAGAUUUCUGUCCAACCAUCUCAAAUUAUUGAGACAGAUAAAACACAAGGUCAAUAUUAAAGUUAAAAUUGAAAAGGACAUGUUUGUAUUUGGUAUGCUUUCAUUUGUGUUGGGAUAAAAAAACACUAUUAUGCGUUAUCUUGCUGUCAAUUUCUAGACUGUGCUCCCAUGCUCAUUCCCUCUCCUGUACCUGCACGAUACUUUUAACACUAAUUUUUUUCGCUAAUACUGUCUUAGUACCAGAAACAUCUGAAAAUGAGAUAUUGUGGAGUAUGCUAGUCAAUGCCCUGACAUUUUUGUAGCUGCCAUAUUUAAUGAAAUAGCAAAUGAUGGCAAAACACCGCAGAGUGAUACAAGUGGAGACUUGCCCCAGUCUCUGACGAGAGUUGUGUUUGGCCAGUAUUCAAGUCCAGUUAUUGAAACCGGUUUCUAAGGAGUAAUGGUACCAAAACAUCUCUUUUUGAUAUCUCCAGGAAAAUCAUCCUUCAAUACCUAAAAAUAUUUACCCCAGACAGGCCUCAGAGAGGGGGCGUUAUUAAAAACAAUUCUGACUUAUUGCUCGAUCUUCUCAGAAACCAACAAGCUGUUGUGUAAAAAAAUAAAACCAGGGACAGGAAAAUGUUUACAUGAACAUUUCCUUUCCAAUAUGUCCAGGCUGGAACUGUUUCAGUAAUAGAAUUGGAAAUAGGCCCACAAGUUUAAACUAAAGAGAGCUCACACAAAAUAGAGGGAAUUAUCCAGCGUAUUUAACCACAACUCCAUUUCCCUUCAUUUAUUCUCACAUAUGAGUUUAAAGGUUAUUUCGUACACCCAUUUAGACAUAAUGGAAGUAGAUUAGUCCACUCUUUUCACAAAACAACCAUAUCUCUGUGGAAAACAAGGUCAGCAGUGGUUACAAACAGAAGUCAAAGCUUGUGCAACCCUUCCUCUAAUCCAUAUAUAGUUCCGCCAUUUAUAGAUGUACAUAUAUGUGUAAAUUAAGCUUAAACAGCAGUCAAGCACCAUUGACUUGGAGUGUUUCCUCACAGUUGUGUCCCUUAUCGUGCUGACCCUGUUGAGUCGACAAUAAGGCUGCGACCCCACUGCAAUACAAAGUGUUAACUGGAAUCAAAUGGGGCAGUGAAUUGCCGGCCCAUCACACAAUUAUUUCCAUUGUGUGGAGCUGGGUGGCGAGUAAUCCGUGUGCCCUGGCCUGUAACAUCUGGUGAGUGAGUGAAAUGUUCAGUGUGAAAGCAGGAGUGUGGGCCCGCCUCGUCCACUUUCCACAGGACCAGGCUUCUUCAAUGCAUCAAUGACACCAGCCAUCACAAGGGACGUGUCGCAUGCCAGACCAGUGAUUCAUUAGGACUCAAUUAGCUGGGAGGCAUGGGGCGGCCUGCCAUAUGCCUCCAGGUUCUACUGCAAUCUGUACCCACUCCCCGCUACUACUGUACCCUGGCACUGUACUCCGCUGUGUACAUGUGUGUUGCAUCAGCGCAGGGCAACAGUCUGUUCCUCCUCCACCAACCUGCCUCCUUUGUCCCAUUAAAACUCAGUCAGAAGUAGAGAUUUAACGUCUCGUCUCCAGCCACCCAGCUUCUGAGCUCGGAAAUGAGUCACUAUGACCUUCAGCUCAACUCAUGUAGCGCCAGUUGGCUCAGAAUGAAACACUCAUCCAUCUAGUGAAGUACGAGGCUGUGGCGCUCCAGAUACUGUAAAUCUUAGGAGGUAAGAAAGGCCCCCGCUCAAUAUUGAAUUCACCUUGCUUGCCAAGAGGCGGCGUGUGCUGUCGACAAGAUCUAUCCGACCUCAGAUCUAGUUUGUCUUCUUAUCUGUGCCAAGGUAAAAGACCCCCAUCCUCCCGUCUCCUGUGUGCCCCCACCAACCAAUCAAACUCCACCACAAAGCCAAAUUAAUAAAAUGAGAUCUGAGUAGGGAGAAGCAGAAGAGAGGGCGAUAAAAACACCAAGCUUGAGAUAUGUGAUAUGAUGUGAUGUGAUGUGGCGUAUGCACAUGCUGCUCAUACAUUUUUGCUGGCAUCUGAUCACUGACAGACUUCAAGAUUUUAAAGGUCAAUACUGCUUAUUUGGUAUCAAAGAUGCUGCUGGGCUUUCUGUUACGCUCACAGUCAAACAUCAGAUACUAACUUGGGUGGAAAUGUUGCAUUGCACAUAAGCCUUAAGCAGAGGAACAUCUGAAUAGUUUACUCAGACUGUUCUUCAGCAAUGACAAGAUGAUUUUUUGUUGUUGCUUAAGAUCCCAAGUUAUUAUAUCUCAUUAUCCUGGUAAGUUGACGCUGGUUUUUCUGAUGCAAAACAUUUGUUUAAUUUCUAUGAAAGCUCAAUUUUUCUUGUCUCAAGAUAAUUAUCCUGGUUUUGCUAUAGUAUAACUUUAAUGUACAGGGAUAGACCAAAUAAUGGGUAGGCCAAUUAAUUGGGCUGAUUAAUUGGGCAUUGAGAUGUAAUUAUCCUCAUAUUGCCAUAUUGUCAAUUGUCAGUGUAACUAAAUAGAAAAAGACAAUGUCGUAUAAGCGUAAUACUAAUUAUUAGUAAUUGGCUGACCUACUCUCACAUUAUCGGUAUAAGCGUCGGCCAUUGAAAAAACUGUGAUCAGUGAACCACUAUUGAAGUAUCUUAUACUCUUGGGAUUAAAAACCUUCUUUUCACAUGUUUCGGGGUAAUUUUGGUGAUGUAGAAAACAGAACAAACCAUGACUUUCACAUGGAGUCAAAAAAAAAAUGAACUAAUGAGUUUGCUUGACUGGAAGUUGACUUUUAAAAUACAUUAAAAAAUAAAAAUAAAAAAAUUUUAGCCUGACUUGAAAUCACACUAAGUUGAUUUUCUCAAAGUUGGUCUAUCACAUUAAAAUGUCGAAGGACACUAGGUAGUAAACGAAACUCCAACCGAAGAAUAAGAAUAGAUAUAACAAUAAGACAAGUCGCCACUAUCCUACGAAAGUUAUAGAGUUGUAAAAUGGAAACUGUUUCCACCAUUAAGCGUAAACUCAGUUAGCCUCUUGCUACUCUGUUUGUCAACUGUUUUGGUAUGAGGGGGUCACUGUAGUUUCUGGCUGAAAGGAGUUGUAUUGGACAACAACUGUGUCGCUGUCCUCUUUAAUGAGAUAUGUUUGGCCAGCUUCUAUGAGGGUUUUGUACAUUUGCAGGUCUGGGAACCCAAGUUCUGAUCAUAUAUUAUUUUAAGUCAAGAUCUCAAGAAAUCGAUGAAAAUAACUGGUUAACCUGUUUUAUUCUGAAGGAGGGAAACAGUAUGGCUUUAUAUGUGCCUAAGUCUUUAGUACAGAGAGCAUAAUUUAGCUACAUUUUUUGUCACAGGAGGAGUUUUGGUGAACUCAUUCAUGCAUUCGAUUGUACAAAAUGUUAGCUAUAGUUAUAACCAACCGCUAGGACCCCCAAGCUUACAUGUCAGGAGCUAUUUUAUUACUCAUAAUAGGAUUGCUUGUCUGGUCAUCCACAAUCCUGUUUGAUUGGAUCUUUCUCUUUUGUCUGUCAUCAACUGCAGGAUAAGUCCUUGAAAACACAGACCGCAGCUAAAAUUAAGGGAUUUGGAUUAAAACAAAAACAAACAAACAAACAAAAAGAAAGACUCCUGAAAGUUUUAUCUAUGAGGAAACACAAGUUAAAAAUUUAGCUUUUCUGUUGUGGACUUUUUGUUUUCAAAGUUAAUGAGACAUAACUUAAGUGGAUGUUACCAGGCUUACAAUACAGUGGAAAAAACUGAAAGUUGUAAAUUGGGCUGAUUUUAAUUGUGUCAUUUGAAUAUAAAGAUUUCAGCAAAAUAAAAACACCACUUGUGAUUAUAUGUAACGAAAGACCAGAAACUUGAAUGAAAGGUUGGUAAUAAUUAUUUAUUUUCAGUUUUCUUACCACAAAAAACAAAACAAAAAAAAAAUCAUACAGAAAACUAUGAAAAUAUGUUUUCUAAUUGAGUUCAUUUUCAUUUCACAGGAUUUGUUUUGAGUAAGUAGCUUCAGGAAAUGAAAAAAUUACAAGCAUGUGUUUUCCAAAUUAAAGGCGUAACUUUUUAAUAAUGCCAGGAGGAGCGUGAGGAUCAGAAGAAAAGAAAAUCCGGUGAAGUUGUAGCUGCUUUGCCCCAGUUGUCGGCACGUGCAGCCACCCAACUGCACUCCUCCAGCGUUUUUCACCGCAUUACCCAGAAACGCUACGUUCGUGUGACCCAAUUUAUCAGCCUCUCCUCCCCAUUCAUCUGCUCUCACAGAUGCACUACAGGAGGCUCCGUAAGCAGCCGAGCAUUCAUCACCUCUGAGUACUGAGGUCUUUCUGGUUUCAUCCCGUCGGCCCGUUCUACGACCCGAUUCCCCACAGGGCGGUACAGCAGCUCCAUAUGUGGCUGACGAUUAUAAUAGUGCUGCAGCCUGGCUCUACUGUAGCUCAGAUGCAUUUGUGCGUGCGCUUUUGUUUGUGCUCCAUAAAAUAUGUAAUCAAAUAUGAGCUUAGCAGGGUUUUUCUUCAACUGACAGACUAUUUAAAUAUUGUAUCUGCCACAGCCCCUCACUGCAGAGCUUUUUCAAAACCCCCUGGAGAUAAUUGAGAUGUUUAGUACAGCCUAGAGGAGCCAUCACACUCAAUUCUCAUGUGAUUUCACGUCUCCCAAUUCAUGUUUUUUUUAGUUUUCUGGGCACAGCACAGCCCACUUGUUUAGAUCAUUUACAUGUUUGGGUUAUCAAAAAUUGAAUAAAAUCAGAAAUUUGCUCUGUGCACACAAAUGAAGCAUCUUUUUUAAUGAAACAGGCAAAUGUAAUGUCACUCUUAAGCCAAAACUUUUGGUGUUUCUGACAUUAAUUUUACCCUGUUUAAACAAAUUAACCCCCAUUUAAGUAAUUCAACUGAAAUAAACACAAAAAUAACCACACAGCUGAAUUAACAGCUCUCUGAAACGGUUGCAACCAAAAUCCAAAACCUUCAUAAAAACAGGAUUACAGGACUGUAGGAUGCAUUAGUUUAAGCUUAGUUUAUUAAUAAAAUGGCAGCUGAGUGUAUAAUGAUGUAUAAUAAGCCAGUAGGCUGUCUUUUGGUGUUCUUUUUUUAUGAAGCCACAGAAAUUAUGUGUGUUUAAGCCACUUGCUGCAUAAAUAGAGGGAAACAUAAAUAGCAUUUAAAAAAUGCUGUGAGAUGAGUUUCUCCGGCUCCAAACCUCUACAGCCAUCUGACACUAACUAUUUGAAUGAAGACCCAAAUCUUCAACUUGGAAGUGUUCGCAUGCAUCAUAUCUGCUUAAUAUUGUUUCAUAUCAUUUGUCAUCUAAAAUCCACUCACAGUAACCAAAGCGUCAUCUGCUUGUUAUUUUUAGGCACUCCAAACUCAAGUAUUUAAUGUAUGACAGAAACUAUGAGGGUAUUGAAAUAAUGAAAAUGAUUUAAUGUAGAACACACAGUGGGUUUAUGUUAUAAAUAUUUAAUCAACUGAUUCAACUGGACUUGUAUGUUGGACUAAACUAAAGCUCUAAAUCGUCCAGUCAAGUCAAUUCAAACUUUAUUCAUGUUUCACAUUUCAUACAGAAGAAAAAUAAUGUGCUUCACAUUCAGCAGCAAAGCAAUCACAGUGAUAAAUGCAAUUCGAAAGAGCAAAAUACAGAUUAAGUAAACAGAUAAAUACAGUUUUCAAAACAUAUUCACAACAUAAGAAUCACAUACACACACAGACACACAAAUCUAGUCAUAAGGUUACAUAAUGAACCUUACAGGUUAAACAUAAAUGUGUUUAACCUGUUUUUAAAAGUGUCAGUGUUGAAGUCGUUCUUAGGUCUUCUGGCAGGGUAUAAAAACUGAAAGUAGCUUCUCCUGCUUUGGAGCAUAUACAGAAUCUUUAAAAGGGCACUGUCUGUGAACCUGAGAAUUCGAGCUGCCGUAUAGCUUCCAAGUCUGUCUUUUAUAUACUUAAGAGCAAGGUCAGAUCACUGUCAAUGGUUACACACAGAUUUUUGGCUUCAUUCUUGUUAUUCAAAGACAUGCAGCUAAGAUGAGCAGCAAUUUUGAGUCUCUGAGUUCUUCAACGAAAAAUGAUAACUUCUGUUUUGUCUUUAAGUUGAAAGAAUUUUCUGACAUCCACCACUUUUAUUCAUCAAGACACUUGCUGAGGGAGUUUAAGGUAUUAUGGUGAUCUGGAGAUAGUGAUAUGUAAAGCUGCAAAUCAUCUGCAUUAUGAUGGUAACUUAUUUUGUAUUUCUGGAUGGCACGUUAGCUGUGAUAAUAAUAAUGGUUCAAGAACGGAGUCUUGAGGGACACCACAUUCCACAUCUUUAUUUUUUUGAUGAAUGGUCCUUAAGGUUGCUUUUUAACAGUUGAGGACUGUACCUCUAUGUACCCAAUCUAUGUAGUCUUAAGUUAUAGUCUACAGUAUCGUAGGCAGUGGAAAGAUUCUAAAGGACAAGAACACAAGUGCAAGAAAUACAAAAGCAGAUCAUCACUGGACCAUAAUUAGGCAGCCUUCAUACCUACACCAUAUGCAGAGUUGUAGAACUUACUCCCAGCACCAACUUGAGUCAAGUUCUUUAUAAUAUAUUGAAUAAAGCUUGGAAAAAACAUUGUGUUUUGGCCAAGCUCCCAAGUUGUCAUGACCCGGCUCACAGGACCCGACAAAAAGAAGGGAAAUGCACUAGACAGUACAAACGUUUGGUGUAAUUACUUCAAACUGUAUCAAGAGGAUGAGGUGUGUGCAUCAGUGUGUUGGUUCUUGGGUGAGUGGAGGGUGUAUGAGUAUGUUGUAUGGUGCAAAAAAAAACAAAAAAACAAGCUACAAGAAGACUGAAGCUGACUGACCAGGUACUGCCAGGUGUGGAAAAACCCCACUCACUAGGGAGCAAAACAGAACCAGCAGAAGGGGACUAACAAGCAGGCCUUUACAAGACUGAGGGCCGUCGAUAUUAGCACUGAACAAUUUUCACUAAACUCAACUUUUCAAAUUGGAAGUGCUUCUGCAUUUUUAAAAUGUUAAUCUUCUUAAAAUUGUAUCAAAUUAAAUAAAUAUGAAAUCCUGAGAUACAUCAGGAGCCUGAAGGCAAAAAAGUCAGAGUUUCCACAUUAGCAUAAUUUCAACAGAAAUAAUGCAGCCCUUUGACGGUACUUUGCUUAAGGGGGGAUCCAGAUCAUCAAAGCCCCCAUUUGGUCUUGUCUCAACCAGAUGUUGACCUCUUGGCCUGAGUUGACUCAUUAAAGAGCUGACCCUGGAUAAAACCAUAUAUUUCUCAACUUAGCUUUGUAAUGCAUCAUAAUAAUACUUCACUUUUUUUACUUGCUUUAUUUUGGAAAAGCAAUUUUGAAAAGCACUAAAGCCUCUGGGCAUUUGGAUUGAAAUAGUAAGAAUUCCACAUUAAAGCAUCCAUUAUAAAAAUGAGUGAACUUAAUAUUUGUGUGAUUUUAUAAAGAAGUCAUCAUGCUGUUUUAUAACUAUGAAAAUACACUAAAUGGACCACAUGUCUCUAACUCGGUGUGGGAUUGAUGUCACACCCUUAAAAGGUCCUUCAGGUUGGCACAAUCCACAGCAGAACAGAUUCUUAAGUUGAUUUGAAGAAGACUCUUUCGCUUAUAGAGAGAAAAUACAACAUCAAAACUUUCAGUCUUGUUGCCGAUGGUCUUGAUUGCUUUCAUAUGUCAUAAAAACAUAUCAAAUUCAGUCUAUAUAAACGUUGAAAAACUCCUCACAGUAGCUUCAAAGUUGUUCAUUUUUUUCAUUCAAAAAGUCCAUCUUUAUGGCAAAAUUAAUAUAUAAACAGCCUGGUUUUGGCCUGAAUGUCUUUCUCUGUCUGCACAAGCUGUAUGGGGGUGUUUUUUUUUUUUUAACUCAGAAAAUAGUAAGGUUGUAAGUCCUUGAGUGACAAAGGGGUAGCUGUUAAUAAGGAGGUAAAAUGCUCGCUUGAACUUGUCUCAAUAUCAAAAGUUAAGUUGGGUCAGCUUUUCCAAUGUGGCGUCUGUUAUUGAUAGGCUUCAAAACUCCAUCUGGUGACAACGCUGAGAUUAUGUUCAUGUUUUCUACAGUCUGUGAUGAGCAAUCAUAGCAUUGUCCUAUAAGACUUCUUGAAUGGGACCCCCGUCCUCCUAAAGUCUAAUAAAUUUUGAGCCCUAAAAUGCAUAAUUCAGACCUAACAUCUGGAAGAUUUAAAGGAAAUAAUUUGCAAUUGAUGAAAAAAAAAAGUUAAUACUUUCUAUAUGGCUUUACCACUCUUUAAAAGGCACUAUUUUAUUAUGUGGAAAGCUCAGUGGUGGAUGUCGUGUUCCCGGGGCUUUCACUCUCUGUCUAUAAAAUCUGACAAGUUGAAAAUCUAGUCUCUCUUGAUCUUUCCUGAAAUGCCUGCCCAGGUUGAUUGAUUUGAGCUGCUCCAAUUUGUAACUUUGUACCUUUUUUAAUUAAACGUCGAUCUCUUUGGCAGUGUCGCCUGCGGGGCUCAGAUACCACAGUUUUGAUGUGGAGCUGUAGGAAGCUGCGAGCAUCUGGCACAGCAGCAGUGGUCAGCGUGAUGUCUGCUGACAAGACCCUUUAGAUCACUUCUCAUCAGAGCGUCACAGUAUGAGACCACCCUGAUGUUGGGCUCUAAUCAGCCAUCAAGUGUCACACACAGAAGGCCCGUGUUAGGCCUCUGCUGUUGGUUUAAACAAAACAACACAAACCACAGAAGACCGACAGCCUCUCUGCUUGUUUGUGUUCAUGAUCUGUGUGAGAUCUUGACCUUGCGAUGCCAUUGUAAUGAGAGGCAGUGGAAUAUUUCACUUAUCAUUAGCGGCAUGAUUAGCUGCCAAUGGGCUGUGCCCAGCGUGGUUUAAUCCUCCUAGUCUCCAGAGUGCGAUAACAUAUGAGAUGACAACAGUUUCACACCCAGUUUCACACCUCCCGCUGCUCCAUACGUCGCAGCCGCCUAAUCACUCAUGAGAGAUUAAUGAGAGACGUAGAGGUGUGCUGAGAGACUCACUAAUUACUCCCUCACAUAUUUUAUUGUAGUCUGGGGAAUUGACAGUUUCAGUGUGUGUGUGAGUGUAAGAGAGUGUGUGGGUUGUUAGGUUUCUUUUAAAGUACAGUUUUAUGACAAACCUGUUACUACACAGACGGAGAGUUGAGCUGUAACAAAGACAUCUCAAGAGAUCUGACGAAAAAGUUAAAAGCACUUUGUGUUUUUGCAGCUGUUCUGUGGCUAUCACAAUCACAUCUUCGUAAACUACAGCUUUUUGGAGAACUGGAGUGUAUUUCAUAUUUAAAAAAAAAAGGAGAGAGACGUCUUUCUGUGCUUGAUUUGCUCCUUCAGCUGCCUGCAAGAAACUAGUAGAGUCAUGAAAGCAAACCAAAUAACCCAUCUGCGUUAUCACAGCAGAGAGUGUUAGUCAUGCUAACUCUCCUUUGUAAGUGGUGUCAAUCACCCCUAUAUUUCCUCUCAGGCAUAUUUCUGCCACAUGCAGCAGUCUGAGAGGAAACUUCAACCAUUUGUUAGUUUUUAUAGCAAUGGGAAGAUGUUUCCUUGAAGGAGGGUUGUCAAAAUCUGAAUCUUGUUCAACCUCACCAAAGAAAUGGCCCAGAGGAUACAGUACUUGAACAAGUUUGUCCCUCAGGAAGUGCAUGAACCUUAGAAUAAGGUGAGCAUCUAAGUCUGUACCAUUUUUUUCUUUCCUUUGAUUUCCUUAAAAUGAACUUUGUACAAACCACUUAAAUUGGCUUUGAUAAACUUUUUGUUACCAAUUCGAAAGGAACUUUUAGUUUGAUUCAGUUUGAGUUCAUUCUGGUAUUCGCUGUGUUCAAAGUGCUACGUCUGAUCUCUUGAUUGAUUUUGUCUUUUACAAGUGUAGAAGUGUUUAUCCUGCUUUAUUUCAACCCUCACAUGUAUGGCUCUUUAAAAAGGCUUGCUGGACACUGAUAACCCAGCGGUUUGAGCGCCCCAGGCACAGAGACUGUAGUCUUUAUCAUAAUGGUCACUGGUUCGACUACCAUCCUUGACCCUUUGCUGAAACUUUUUGAAUAUUUCUCUUUCUCCUCUUCUUCACAGCAGAGGCUGUUGAAAACAUCUAUUCAAGCACGCCAGACCUGAGGUAACGUGCAAUCAGUACUGUCAAAACAUCACUAAAGAAUAUUUGGGCAUUCAUAUAGAGUGGCAUUUUGAGUAAACAGUAUUUUUUAAAGUGUGUGUACGGAGUGGGGAAUUAAAAACAAUUGAGCGUGAUAUAUUGAUUCAUCUCGCUCUGAAGUGUUAUGAUGAAGAACAGAAAGGUUUUCUUAUAAAUGUGCAGUUAAGUCUAACAGUACCAAGCAGCUGUCAAUAAACUCAAAGCCCACUGUUGUGGUGCAUGCACACGAAAAACAACAUCUGCCAAGUGCAAUUAUUUCAGCAUUUCCACAAACUUUUAUUACUUUCCAGAUGAAAAUGACGGAGCAGAGUUUUCAAAAACUUCGGGAGGCAUUAUCCAAAAUCUCAUUUUGUGAACUUACAUAUUGACAGGAGGACAAAAGGAUUUGUUUUCUGAAAUAUCAGCAUACUGAUGUGGAUGGGGUCUCAGUUUGUUGGCUGAUAACUUUUACUGUUUGGAUUUGGUUGCAGAACAUUUCCACUAUUGUUUUUGGCCACGGCUAGCAGAGCGGCUUUACAGUGAAGCUCUACAAGCCUACUUUGCUCUUUCUGCAUCGAACAGCAAACACACUAUUUGAACCAUAAACAGUGGGAAGCAUUUCAGCCUCUUAACAAUAGGACAGGCGAUAAAAAAGGGCGAAAAUAAGAGCUUCAUGUGUUUAAUGCCAACAUGACUCAUAUCCCAUAAUGUUGUUUCAUGAGUGAAAAUAGGCACAUUUUUUAUUCAACAAGAUGUUGAACACAGUUUUUGUCUACAUCGUAUUUGCCCAAGAAUGCUACUGUGAACUCAAGAAUUGAAAAUGGAGAGCUAAUGGAUUAAAAAUAAGUAAAAGCAAAUAUUUGUCAAAAUGUGGUCCCAAUUCGGCCUGGUUGUUAAAUCCCAUGUUUCACACACAGAGGUCAAAGCACUUAAACCGGACAGCCCGGGUUAGAUUCCAACCACAGACUGUAUAUAGAAUGGACGCCGUCUGCCUCCUUGCAGAAUGAAGCCACCACAAGAACAGAAAUUUACUACACAGACCCCCCCCCCCCCCCCCCCCCAACAGUGUUGACAUAUAGUUACUGUAAGACUGAUUUGUGUUCAAGUCUUCUUUUUUUCUUUUCAACUCCAGUUUUAAAAGUUACGAGGUUCAUGUUUCCUAUGAUUGACACCUGAUACAGCUUAUGGGCGUAUGAAGAUUGCGUAGCUCACCUGGGGGGAUGCGCUGUUAGAGCCGAGCGUCAUCACAGCGACCCUCUCGCCAAAUGUGCACAAUGCUACUGCACAAGUGGUGGAGUGUGCACAACACUACCAACGCAAUGUUGGUUUCAUGAAGUGGAGAAAAAAAUCGGAAUUACUGAGAGCUUUUUUGCUUCAAAUCCGUAUCCUGGCAGAAGAUGGAACUAGUAGUAUAUACAGUCUUUGCUUUCAACCUGGCCCUUCACCUCAGGGGUUUCCCCACAAGCUCUUCCCAGUUUACUACUUUAUCCACCAUCAUAUCUUUAAGACAAGCACAAGGCGUGAAAGCCCCGAAAUAAACUUGAAAUAAACAUGUAUAUCUGAUAAAUUACAAAUCAGAAAUUCUGGGAAUCAUGGAAAUUUUGUUCUCAUUUACCAAACACUUUCACACUUAUUUUGAAACAAUAGCCUCUGAGUGAAGUUAUUACAGUUAUUAGUCGGAGACUUAAAGUGCACAGCGUGGCAGCAAUUUUGUGCCGCUCGUGUUAAGCAUAAUAGAAAAUAUAAAUGUGGGAGAAAUCAAAAGAGGCGUCCUUCAUCAAAAGAGAGAAAUGCCUCUCCGAUUUUAGGACCCCUCUCUGUAAUAAUCUCAGUGCAGCCUCUUUGUUGCUGAAACAACAACAGCAAUGAGAAAUAAAAAAAGAAAGAAAACUCCAGUCUGACUUCAGCUAAUCUAAAAUAUGACACACUGCUUUUCAUUUAGGUUAAGAAAAACGACUCCUCAGCGCUGGUUUGUCACAUCACGACAGCUUCGAUCAGGCAGUGUGACAAAAAGUUGAAAAACAAAAAGGUUCCUCUUUGAAAUGGCUGCUAGCUCGGUGCUUUCCUUCAGCUUCAUUAACGCGCUUUUCAGACUACAGGUAAUGUUUUUGUGCUCAGUGGUUUUGAUCAUGACAACUUUUGUCUCAGCCUCACUGGAUCUCUGCCAUGUUUGUCAUAAAGCCGGUCCAAAAAGGCUUCUGAAUCAAAUCUGUGUCUCAUGAAGCUCAAAUGAAGUCAGAGCAACAAACAGAAGGACGGUUAUUCACAGCCAGGUUUCAUAAAGAGGCUGCUUACGUAUCUUAAUUAUAUCCAUGACCCAUGUAGAGCAAUUAAAGAGGACACCUUUGGCUAUUUAUUUGGUUCAAAAUGAACAUAGAGGGAGGGAAAAAAAAGCCUAAUUGUCUCAUUAAUUACUCUCUGCAUGAAAUAAUGACCAAAGCAAGGUUUCCACAGCCUCUUUGUAACCCACAAAAGAAGGCCGGGGAGGGGGUGGCAGCAAAAUAAAACAUGCUUCAACCUCCUUUCACAAACAGACAUUGUGUUUGAUGAGAGCGAGACAAAGAAAAAGAGGGCACAGGAGCCGGAGAGAGAGGGGGAACUUGGAAUUGAAAGAGUAAAAAAUGGCUUGAGAGAUUAAAAAUGAGGAAUAUCAAAGAAAGGAGAAGAGACAGAAGGAGAAAAGAUUGGCUGGUGUUCGUCCAGGCUGUCUGGAGCAGGCCCAGCUCCCCUUCUCUCUCUUUUUCCUAUCCUUCCUACUGAAUGUGGUAAAUAGCCUGCUUUAACGCACCAUUCAGAUGCUGGGACACAGCACAACAACACACCAAAUCAACAGUGAAUUAAAGACUCCUCGGGGAAGCCACAGAGCAACAUUAGAGGAGGUGCUUUGGAGAGACAGAUCCACCAAUUAACUGUUUUGAGAGAGGUCCUGGAGCCUCACACCGGCCGUGUUUCCAGACCUUUCUCUAUGUAUUGGGUGUUGAAUUAGACAAAUAAAAGACGGAAAUGUGAGCUUUCUUGUUUUCAUGCUAUUGUUUACCGUCACCACAGGGAGCUAGUGACACUUUAUUAGCCUGAAUAUGUCUGUUACGGAGGCGGAGGCAGUCGAAGAAAUGCAAACUUUCAAAAUAAACCCCAUUAAUAUUUGCAUCUUGAGACGUGUGCUGUGCAAGCGAGAGCGUAUUUGUUCAUUUAUGUCAUGUCUCAGACUUGAAGAGGCACACACACACGCACACACAGAUGCAUCUUCUCCUUGCUUUUUUCCCCGUCUAAAUUGGGUGCAGUUAUCCUGCAGCUGAGCUGGUAAAAAGGGAUAAUGCAGGAGCACUUCAGAGGGCAGCUCCUUACUGCCCUCUGAGAAGCCGAGCCCGGCCGAGCUGGAGCCACGCCUAACUGAGUGCACCGCUCCGAGGCCUCCACUGACAUAAAUCUGCACAGCAAAGCAACUGUGUGGCAACGCUUAUUUAGUUUACCAGCUGUAGUUGUUGAACCCGAAGCAAUGAGGCCUCUCUUUUUGCUCAGAAAGUAAAUGAGAACGCUUCAAACACCCCAACUGAAUUUUUUUGUGUGUAUUUUCUCCCCCCUCGCCGUCCUCCGCCUCCUCCCAGCCCUGCACACUUGACUGUUCUAUCGUCAGAGGCCCUCCAUCUUGUCAGAAUGAGGUGAACUAAUGGGCCGUGGCUGAACAGCCUGAGCUCAGAGGCUAUCAGUUCCCCCUGGAAGGCCGGGGAGGAAGAAGAGGAGGAGGAGGACAAGAAAAAAGGAGAGGUCCUUCGCCCUCUUUGGCUGCAAUAUAUCUGCUCUGCCUCAGAUGAAGCCUCGCACAAAUCAAAAAGAAUGCUUUAGUGUUGUAGUAAGAUGUUAACAGAGUAGUUGCCCCCAUUUCUUCUACUUCUAUCUUAUGUAAAUUUUAUUGAGUUUUUUUACCAGCUUAAACAAGGCUCAGUUAUUUUCUCAAUUCAAUCAAGUCGUCUGUAGUCUGCUCCUAAUCAUGCUCAAAACAUGCUUUGAUUUUAAGCCACACUAACCCUAUGUCUACGUCAUUAUGUCUGCCCACACUUCAUCCAGAAUCAAAUGUUUCAACUAUGGAUGAGACAACAAUAUACUGGGCAUCUACAGUUUUCAAGUUUUUAUCCUAUUGACUUUAGUUAGCCCUUGCCUUUUUCCAGGACACUAGAUGUUAGGGCUGGGUGAUAAUUUACCAAUUCCCAAAUUUACUACAAUAACUGAUGUCAUUUUGCCCAUGUCAAUGUAUUCGGUGUCAAAAAAUAGAUAAAUAAAAGUUGGUUUUGGAUGUGUGUAGGUAGGCUAUGGUCUCAUGUCCCUUUAAGAUGUUGUCCUAUGUCAGAGACGUGACUCCACCCCAUCCUGUCCGUAACAAAGAAGGAAAGACAGGAGAUGGAGGACGGUUCAAAACUUUUAGCGGCUGGAGUGGCGGCUGAAGUAGACAAAGUUGAUGUGGGAGGCGAUGAACAGCUUGUGGAGUAGUUACCGUUAUCGAGGUGAACUGCACAAUUUAUCAUGAUAUUGAUUUGAGGCCAUAUCGCCCAGCCCUACUAGAUGUACAGCUGUGGUUUUGUCUUAGCAACUGUUGGUUUGACUGCAAUGAUGUUAAGAACACACAUUUAAGUCCCCAUCAGGUUAAAUCAAUAUAUAUGUAUAAAUAUAUAAAUAUAAAUAUAUAUAUAUAUAUAUAUAUAUAUACACUCACCGGCCACUUUAUUAGGUACACCAUGCUAGUAACGGGUUGGACCCCCUUUUGCCUUCAGAACUGCCUCAAUUCUUCGUGGCAUAGAUUCAACAAGGUGCUGGAAGCAUUCCUCAGAGAGCUUGGUCCAUAUUGACAUGAUGGCAUCACACAGUUGCCGCAGAUUUGUCGGCUGCACAUCCAUGAUGCGAAUCUCCCGUUCCACCACAUCCCAAAGAUGCUCUAUUGGAUUGAGAUCUGGUGACUGUGGAGGCCAUUUGAGUACAGUGAACUCAUUGUCAUGUUCAAGAAACCAGUCUGAGAUGAUUCCAGCUUUAUGACAUGGCGCAUUAUCCUGCUGAAAGUAGCCAUCAGAAGUUGGGUACAUUGUGGUCAUAAAGGGAUAGACAUGGUCAGCAACAAUACUCAGGUAGGCUGUGGCGUUGCAACGAUGCUCAAUUGGUACCAAGGGGCCCAAAGAGUGCCAAGAAAAUAUUCCCCACACCAUGACACCACCACCACCAGCCUGAACCGUUGAUACAAGGCAGGAUGGAUCCAUGCUUUCAUGUUGUUGACGCCAAAUUCUGACCCUACCAUCUGAAUGUCGCAGCAGAAAUUGAGACUCAUCAGACCAGGCAACGUUUUUCCAAUCUUCUACUGUCCAAUUUCGAUGAGCUUGUGCAAAUUGUAGCCUCAGUUUCCUGUUCUUAGCUGAAAGGAGUGGCACCCGGUGUGGUCUUCUGCUGCUGUAGCCCAUCUGCCUCAAAGUUCGACGUACUGUGCGUUCAGAGAUGCUCUUCUGCCUACCUUGGUUGUAACGGGUGGUUAUUUGAGUCACUGUUGCCUUUCUAUCAGCUCGAACCAGUCUGGCCAUUCUCCUCUGACCUCUGGCAUCAACAAGGCAUUUCCGCCCACAGAACUGCCGCUCACUGGAUAUUUUUCUUUUUCGGACCAUUCUCUGUAAACCCUAGAGAUGGUUGUGCGUGAAAAUCCCAGUAGAUCAGCAGUUUCUGAAAUACUCAGACCAGCCCUUCUGGCACCAACAACCAUGCCACGUUCAAAGUCACUCAAAUCACCUUUCUUCCCCAUACUGAUGCUCGGUUUGAACUGCAGGAGAUUGUCUUGACCAUGUCUACAUGCCUAAAUGCACUAAGUUGCCGCCAUGUGAUUGGCUGAUUAGAAAUUAAGUGUUAACGAGCAGUUGGACAGGUAUACCUAAUAAAGUGGCCGGUGAGUGUAUAUAUAUAUAUAUAUAUAUAUAUAUAUAUAUAUAUAUAUAUAUAUAUAUAUAUACAUUAGCUCAAAUACAGCUAUCAUAAACAAUAUUUCUUUGUUUAUAAUAGCUGCAGAACUACUGUCCUACUAGGCAGUGGUCACUGUCAAAGUGCUACCAUGCUAGGUAUUCUACAUUUUUGGCAUAGGCCUAAAGGGUAUCAAUGAACAUCAGUUUUUUUAGAUGUUUAUCUCAUUUAUAAAAAAUAUGACAAUCAAUAUUCAUCAAGGGCCCUUUUUUUAAUCAUUAACAUUUUUUUUUGUUAAUGAGAAAAAUUUGUUUUGGGUAAAACACCAUACUUUAAAAUCCAUCACACCGUACCCCAUUGCUGAUCUAGUCUGUCACUUGAGAUAUAAGCCAUGUAUUCCUGUAACAGUUGUGAUAAUUUGAUCACUUGUCUGCAUCGUUGUCCUCUCUUCUUCUACGCUUCCUUCUUAUUUUCAGAAACGUUUGCAGCUUUAUGUUCGAUAAAGAUGUAACCAGCUACCAGUGUGAUGGGCACCUGUUAUAGCCCACUCACUGAGUUUGGUCAGGCAGUCAGCACAGAGCAGAAUCAGGUGUGUGUGUAAGCUUGAUUGAGCUUGAUUGGGAGCAGGUGUGGGGAGCUUAUAUAUACUCUCUGGUUCUGACUCAUUACCCUUGUUGUGAUUUGGCACUAUAUGAAUACAAAUUGAUUGAUUGAUUUACUUGCUUUCUGCAGUUAAGAGUGGAUCUCUCUGUGUUUUGCAUGUUAGAGUGUCAACCAAAGCGUCAAAGGAAUUCGCCAUUUGACUUCUCUUUUGAUGGCAUUUUGGUUCUGAAGGUUUUUAGGUAUGUAGGUAUUUAGGUAUUUAGUUUUGUCAGCUGCUCGGCAGCAGUGGUUGGGUUUCUCUGUAUUUCUUGCAAAGGCUGGUUCAACAAAAGGAACAUCUUUGUUUUCAACUUUUAUUUUGGUUAGUUUUUCUCCCCUGAUUGCAAUAGUUAGUGGUUAUUCUUUGGAAUAACUUUAAGAAAGUCAAGGUCCGCAUUGACUUCCUACUUCCCUCAGCCUGACAACUAGAGCAAUGUCAGUUCAAUGGUUUUUCUGCUCUUAUCAUAACCAGCUCAAUGUCAGCCUUGUUUUAAUCUAGUUUGGAGACACAUAAGUAACAGAUUUGUUUAGGUGUUUCUUAGCUACGAUGAACAAAUCAUUAAAGAUGAAUAUGUAGCUGAGAGAACAGUGAAUUGAGUGCCUGUCCAGGGGUAUUUCUUGGACUUAAGGGGGCAGAUCUUGUUUUAGAUGUGAAGCAGACACUGACACUUGUGGAAAGUUUAGAGAUUCUUUUAAAUAGACCUACCAAUAAAUUAUGCAUUAUAACAUCUGGAGACAUAGUGUUAAAGAAAAAUGAUCAGGCAUGUUUACAUUUUCCAGUUUAACCCAUUUUUUAAAAUCUACGAUAAAGAAGUAAGCACUGUAAGAGACCUUAAUGCUUUGGCUUCACUCAGGUUAGCUUUUCUUUCCAUUUUCUUAUACAGUCUACACUUAAACGGUGCAGCCUCACAUCUGGAUGCUAGCAGUUUCAAAUGCUAUAAGCAUGGUCAUUGCUGCACUAAGUUUUUAAGGCCAACUGAGCUACAUGCAAUAUAAAACAUACUAAACAACCUGUUUUGCAGUAAGAGAUCAUCUACUUUAUCUAAGUUGUUCUAAACUAAAGACAUUCCUGUAGGCCUUUAAUUUUUAGUCCGUGCGUAGUCCUGGAUAAAUGCUAGCUUUCUCACACUAACCAAGAAUGUGCACAUAGUACAGCUCUAAAUUAGCAUUAAUUUAAACCUGCUUAUAAUAGCAUUAAAGGUACGGUGUGUAGAAAUUGGGAUAUCUAGUGAUAUCAAGCCGUCAGAUGCUAGAUCAAAAAUGCUCCCUUGCUCACUCCUGUCAACAAAGCAAAGGUGGUUUUGGAGGACAAGAAGCGCCUGUGAGACCUCAUAGAUAUCCUCAAAUGUUGAUUUCUAUCAUGUGUGUUCUGCAAAAUGCAUUACAGAAUCACUUGCAUGUUUCAUUCUUAGUGUUGCUGCUGUCCAAAAUCAAUAUUUUAAAUUAAACAGUAUGUGUUGUUUUACGACUUGCUUUGACAAAACUUAACAUGGUGAACCCACUGAGUUGUAUGAUGGACGUGUGAAUGAAUUGCAGCCUAACCCUUAAGACCAGAGUGUCACUCAACUGCCUGCAAGUCAGAAUUAAAUUAGCUCCAAAAAAAGCGAAUCAACCUUAUCUCAGAUUCCAGGGUUAUCAGCCACUUGUUAGGCCACAUGAGACGUCCUUAUUGUUUAUUGUGAAGCUGCGAUUAGAGCUGAAUAAUAAAAAUCUCCCGUGCUGUAACUAUCACAACAGCAGCCGGGAUUAAAGGAUUUAGAUAUGGAGAGCAGAUAGCGGUGCUGACCAGUCUCCAGUGCCGUAGGUGACACAAGGUAACACAGCGGGGCGAUUCACAGGAGUUUUGUUUGGCCAGGUUGUGACAGCGGUGUCCCGCUCAAUAAGCUGGGGGGUAUUUUGUAACAAAGAUGACCAGCGCAAGGUGCCAAAGCCGGUCUGUCGAACAAACGUUUCUACCGGCCCCGAGCCAUGCCAGCCUUGGCGAUGGAGCGAGGAGAUGGUCGAGAGGACAAGAGCCUCCUUGCUCCUCCUCCUCCGUCACAUGCAAGCUGGAGCACAGACUGCACCUUACCGUCGGGACCGCAGUGAAUGGAGGUGUAAUUGGCCGUAUCCAGUGAUAGAUGGCUGUUCAACCUUUGUUACUCAUCGGUGGCAAGAUGCACAGAGGCUUGUCUCACAAUAUGAGGUUGAUUGUGCAGUCUAUUAAACGCCGCUCUCAGGAGGAAAUGCAACAGACUUGAAAAAAAAAGAAAAAAAAAAACAUCUCAAGAAUAAUCUGAGUCAGAAAUCAACGCCUGCUCUGUGAUUACACAUUAUUUUUCAGAGACGGUAAACAUGACUGCAAACCUGAUCACAGUUAAUGAAUCAUUUUCAUUUAUAGAGGCGGCGAGGGAGAUAGAGCUCAGUAUAAUUAUUGGAAAUUACAACCCAUUGUCUCUCUCACAUAAAUCAUAGAUCUAAAUUACGGUCUUUAUUUUAUUGCAAACAAAUGAUCGUAUUAAAAAAAUCCCUUCUGCUCGUGCAUUAAUGUCAUUCAUAUAAAGAACCGAAAGCAGGAACAGUGGGAAUUUUCACCAUUUUAUUUAGGUAAAUGCAGCGUUUUGUUGAAAACUAACUAGUGAUAGUUUGGGGAUUUUGUUAUACAUGAAGGGAGAAGAAAGUGUAUCUAUUUAUUAUCUUUUAUUGUAAAUGAAUCACACUUAUUCAGUUAGGCAACUUAAGACUUAAUUACAGUAUAAAUUACCUGUCUGUGUGAAAUACUUGAAUCUGAUUGAUCAAAUCAAGGAUUUCACUCACAAUAAUAAAAACAUGUUGACAAACUAGAAGACAAAGCCACUGAACCUGCCGUCUAUGACUACAUCUCAAGGUGAUGUGAUUGAGUCUGUAUCUUCUUACAAAUGCCUGUGAUUCCUAGUUGAUGACUCUUUGUUUUUUAAGCCUCAUAUACAGCAACUUGUAAAGAAUUUGAUGCUAUUUCAGAAAAGAGCUGCUUUCUAUUGCUGUACAUGCACUUAUCAAAUCAAAGCCUUCAGCCUGUCAGUCUCUGGAUACUGUUUACCAUGAAGCUCUGAGGUUCAUUACAAAUCUGAAGUCUCUAACUUAUCCCAGUUUGUCGUGUGAUCGAGUUGGCUGGCCAGCAGUGUCUACUCAUAGACUAAAUCACUGGUGAUUCUCAACUUACUUCCUUCUUAUUUAUGUAAUGUUAUUAAUUUGAAAAAUGUUGGAGGCUAAACUCUUUGCUCUGUGAUCCAGACACAGGACUUACUUUUACAGUCUGUCUCCAGAGUGCAUCUUGAAAUGGGUAAAAAAAGAGUUUUAGGUGUGCUGCUCCUACAGCAAAAUUUGGAUCUUGGGGAGCAGGUCUCCUUGAAUGUUUUUUAAAAGCAGAUUGAAGGCUUUGGAGGAAGAUGCAUCAUACUGCGAAUGAUUUGUUUGAUGAUUUCUGUUAAAAGUCCUGUAACUAAAUUGUAACUUCGUUGGAAUGUGCUGCUGCUACCUUUGCCAGGACACUCUCAUAAAAGAGAUUUUUUAUCUCACUGAGACUUUCCUGGUUAAAUAAAUUAAAAAAACUCAUCAGGGACAACCUAUUCACACAUAUCAUUUCACAUUAAUCUGCACAUUUCCCCUCUGCCUGUUGACACCAUGGCAACAAAACAUUGUGACGUGCACCGUUUAUGUUCAAGGUGCAUCGACUGCAAAGCCCAUAAAAGAUGGAGAACUGUUUGUAAUGUUAAAUGCAAAUUCAUCCUGCAAGCAGUCUGAGAAGAGUCACUUGUCAUGGUAGGGUAACCAUAGGUUGUAUAAUUAAUGGGCGUAGGGUUGUUGUUUUUUUAUUUUUUUCAAGCAGAGUUUAAGGGCCCAUUGGCAGCCGUUACCAUAUUAUUACUGCUGAUUCUACCUAACUUUUGGUUUGGCGAGCCUUUAGCUUCCACACAAACAGCAACAGAGUACUGGCCAGACAGCCAAGUCAGCUGUGCCUCUAAUUCAUUAAUCUAUCGCCUUAAUGUCUUUAAAACAAGCGACAAGUGUUACAGAAAAUUCACUCUCAGUAUGGUGGCUGCUGUGAGGGCUAUUUGGCUAUUUAGACAAAAAAAGUGUUUUGAACCAGGCUAUGAAUGUGUUAGCUUUUACUUUAAAAAGUACUGUCUACUUACAAAAUUAAUCUCAUCCUGCUGACUUCGACUGUCAAAUCUAUCAUUCCCUGUGAAUAUUUUACGUUUUUUAGCUGCUUAGUUGACACAUGCCUCUUUGUCCCACUGCCAGGCAUUCAAAAUUUAAUUAUAAAAAUGAUCAACCUCAUCAGUGAUGGCCUUGUUUGCUUUUGUAUAUUUUGGAUGUCAGUGUGUUUCAUAAAUAUGACAAACUCCUCACAAAAUUUUCAAAUUAAAAAAAUCAUCUCUAGCAUGGAAUUUUGUGUUGAGUAGUUUGUGUUUCAUAGCCAGGUUAGAAGCAGUAAUGUUUAGCGGACAGGUUGUUAUCCUGACAUGGAGCAAACACAAAAUUAUAGCAUGAAAAUCUCAUUUGUUAAUACAGUGACUAUAAACUAUGAAAUUUUCACAAUUUCUAUGUGAUAUACUGAUAAGUGAUUUACAUACAUGAAAAAUAUCACAAUAAAAUAUUCCUCCGGCUGAUAUAUCACACAAAAAAUAAGACUGUCAGGUGCAGAUGCAUUUUUCAAGAGAACAGGAAUCUGCCCCGUGCAUGCAUAACAGUAAAUCUUUUGCACAAGGAGGUGAUUCAAAUGAGACUAAUACACUUACUGAAAAAAUUACAGCCAAACAUCUUUGUCAUAUAAAUCAAAGAUCCAACUCCACUGAUUAUGGAGCGCUAAAACCACAGUCUAAUUUAGAUUUGUGAUCAUUUUACGCUCUAAUUCAAAGAAUCUUGAUUGACCUGUGCCUCAACUUGCGAAACAUGAAGGCAGCUUUCUGACAAACCGCUCCAAACAACACAGAAAUGAUUGGUUUCCUCUAAAAACAUAGAUUCAGAUCACAGAUCUACUCCCAAUACCCUGAUGCAGCUUGACAAGAUAUGCCUGAGACUUACCCAGAGGGUCCACUGCACCAUCUGAAGGAUAUACACUCAAACACCUUUCCUGGAAAUCAAUGGCGUGCAUGAUUGAUGUGCUUAAUGUUAAGGAAGAGAGAGUUGCCAUACAUCAGGUUUUCUCACAGCGGGUCUGUUCUUGUUCAAUAAUCCGAUCAUGGGGCUCAGACUCUGAUGCAAGCAGGAAACAAACAUCUCCAGAGAUGAUUUGUGAGGGAAAAAGAAAGAUAGAUGGAGAAGAAGACAGCUGUGGGUUGAUGGAGAGAAAUAAGCAAAAGCGAGCAGAAAUUAAACCGACUUCCCUCGAGGAAGUUUUCCCUUUACAGUUGAGAGAGGUAGAACUAAAAUGAACAAAUUAAUAAAUAAAGGGUGGCUUUUGUCAGGGGCUUUUUGACAUCCCCUAACAGUUGGGAGUCGCGCAGAGACGAGUGAUGCUCGUUAACUCUGACCCAAAUCAUAAGAGACACUGGGAGCUGUUAAAACACAGAGCAGAUUGGAGAGUCUGGGUGACCUAGAUAGCAUUGGUUUUGACAAGCAGCCGUACAUCACAUUAAAUCGCUCUUGCGUCUAAUACAAUGAGGCAUAUCGUCUUCGUCGGUAAUGAAAAUUACAUCGUGAUAAGGCUCUUUGUGACAUGGAAAAUACCUUUCCCAUUGCUGCCUCUCCACGGCUCCUUCAAGAGUAGUGCUUCUGUGGAGAUGGCUCCUGUGUGUGCAGACCUGGGAAACUCUAUCUGCCUUGUGAGCGCACACGAGGGGUGACACAUGGUCUAGACAGCUGUGCCGAACGAGAGCCGGUGGUGAUGAGGCGACUGUAAAGAGCUGUUGUUCAAGGAAAUGAAAUGAGUCUCAACUUCACAGUUCAUUGUGGAAUAAUGGGAGGGUUGAAGGACAAGUCUACGAGAGGAGGAGGAGGCUGGAGGGAAACUAUUUCAUGGAUCAAUUUCUUUUGUAUAAGCAGUAAUGCUCAUAGAUAUAAUGCAUCUGUUUAAAAGAGAACUGUCCACCAGGAAGAGCUGCUUAACCACAAGUGCAAAAGAGAAACUGCAUUUAACAUUUAGAUCAAGUGUUCUAUCACCGUAUAGCCCAUUUGUGACCCCAGUGCUUCAUAGUUGAUCGUACAAAUUUUGUAUUUAAAUUUUGAUUUAUCACUGGUAAAACAGUAUGGACGGACAUGUUGGAUUGCAGAAACCCUUGAAAAACCAAUCCCUUUGCGUUUAAAUUGUGCCGUAACAUCACUUUGGUUUUUCCACCCAGGUUUUCUCAAGUUAAUACAACAGCAACCAACAGAGGAUUGUUGAGAAGAAUGCCAUCCAUGGAGCUCAAAAAUACAAAAAAAAAAAAGUUAAAAUAUUCAACAUGACAUCUUUAUCUGCAGACAGUGUCCCACUUACUGUGGAUAAUCCACAAUCCCUAUUAAAUAGCUUUCUUGGGACCAUAAAGUAGUUCCAGUAAAAACUGCUCUCAUGAUGGUCUGUGGAUUAUCCAGAUUUAAUAAGGACACUGCUUUUGUAAAGUUAUAUUGCUGUUCACUUUGGGGAAGUCUUGUAAUUUUAUAUACCUCUGCUCUGUCAUUGGCUCAGGAUGGCUACUCAAAAAUGCAACUGGAGAUAAAUGCACAAGGUUUGAAAAAAUUACAAUAAAAACUGAGGCUUUGUUGAGAUCUUGGAUCUGUCACAGGCCAGUCUGAAGCUAACGUUCAUACAUUUGGUAUUCUGGCUGUUUUAUCUCUGUGUGAACUAAGCAGGGAGAACAAAAGCUGUUGAUUAAGCCAUUAAUAAAUUUCCUUAGAUUCGGUCUGGGCUCAGGGACACUUGACCCCAAACUUGGGUUCAUUUGCACAGUAUGAACAGUCAUCGAGCUAUUGUAGGGCCCAGUCCACCUGAAAAGGUGGUCUAGAGCAAGAUUUAUUUGUGUUUGGGGAAAGUGUUAAUGCAGUAGUGCUCAUAAAAGCAAGCUGGCUGCUAUAACUGUCUGACUCUGACACUCCAAGAAAAUGUUGUAUCCAUGCAGUACGGGUGUAUUUCAUCUCCUGAGCUCUGGAGUACAUGUUGAAAUAGGAAGGUCAGUAGAGGGUUGUUGUAGAAAUCUAAUGAUAAAAACAUCCACAACAGCAGGAUGGACUCUAUUGUACAGAGCACAAACUAAUGCCACACAGUUGAUCAUGUGCGUAGCAGCCAAUAAAGCUAAUUUCUGUCCUUGUCUUUGCAAAUUUGCAAGCCAGAAUACAUUCAUACCCAAACCCAUUGUACUGGACUGUGUACGUAUGUGAGGUACUGAUUUUUGAGAAAUGGAACAAAACCUUUCCAGCAGUUGUAACUGGCUGUGUUAUGCUAUCAAAAAGAUGAGCCUAUUUCUGCUGAUAACUGGUCACAAAAAUAACAAUCGUUCCUUUUGUUCGUCUUGUUCUCAGAUUCAGUUUCAGAAGAAAACUGAGAAAAAUCUUAAACUUAAUGAAUAAUGACCCUGAAAUCACACUCAUAUCCUCACACUCACCUCUCACAAUGUCACACAAUGUCACACGGGGUAUCGUGUGCCUGGUGCUCCAUGUGCUGCAGCUCUUUUCAGGCCGGGCGAGGCUGAAGGCCUCUUUCUCCAACAAUGGCCCAUCACCAUGCCAACAGAAGCGGUGCCAGCCGCUGUGCCAGCUUGGCACGGCCCUAGUGUUAGCAGUGGAUGAUUCAAGGGCAUUAAAGCACAAUGUGUGGGGGUUCCAGUUUAUGGACACUUGUGCCAGGCUUUCCACCAGAGUUUGCUUUGAAACAGCCUGUCAUUAACUGCUCUCUGCUGCUUCCCCUCCUCUUGUGCUGUCGGCCUGAGCUGGAAGCAUCUACCAUCCAUCUCCUGAAAAUGCACUUUGCAUUAACAGAUGCAUUGGUCAUGCUUUAAUGUUCUACAUUUACUCACAAGCUGUACGUAUAACGAGAGAUAUUUCACCACAGGUCUCCUUCGAGGGUGGGCACUGAACAGCACUGCUGCACUCAUUAAGGAUUGAUGAUCUAGAAGACUUAAUAACAUCUUUGUUGAUUUGUUGAAUUUGUGCCUGCUAUUUUGUAUCUUAGAUUAACAUUGUAAUGAGCGCUCUAAGGGUAUGUGUUUGUCAUUUUAAUUCUCCACCACCCCCUGUUUAAUAUUGACUGUCAUACCUGUCUCUAUCUUCACCCUGUAGUGCUCGGAGUGAGUGACUGUGAUGGGCUGUCGGACUGCAUCUGAAGUGCUCUCCCAAAGAAUAAUAUCCACUCCUGACCUACUCUGAAGAACAAUAUUUCAUUCAAUCAAUGCUGAGGUCUCCCUCGGGGGGAAUUACUGCAAAGUAACAGGCGGACACUCGGAAAAGAGCAACAGUGGACCAUGUGAUACUUGACCUUCAUGGAGAGAACCCAGGUACACUCCAGAAGAUGUCAAACCUGAUCUGACGCUGCUCUCAAGAGGAUCUCCCGGCUCAUAAUUCGAUCAUCUUUUCACGUGUUCUUUGAUGCAAUACUUGAACACCAUGGGCCUGAAGUGACGGAGCAAAGUUAGCAGUGCUGGAUCUUCAUUUCUUGAGGAGUACCAGACAUCUCAUUAUGGAUUCCAACGAGAUUUUCUCCACCUGAGAGCAACAGUAAGAAGGACCGGAGUGGUGGGAAUCGGACACUGGGAGUUGGGAGGAUUAGCUUGCGUGCUGCUUACCCAUGGUGGAUCUGCUGUGAGCAGGACGAGGGACUCAGCAGUGGAGGAUGUCAGCGGAGGCCGAGAUCCAGCCGGGUGUGAAAACCAGCCAGCGAAGGGAGUCUAGGAGGAUCAAAGGUAAGUCCGAUUCUGUUGAUGAAGCUGUUUCUAUGAUCCUGUUGAGCAGAUAUGUACAUGCAGAGUGUAAGGCUUGUGAUGUAUGUUAGACAUGUGGAUUGUGAUAAAUGCUCACAACAGAGGACAACGUAGAAAAAUUGUAGCUGUGACCCUAUAGUCAUGUUUGGAUGGGGCUAAAAAACACUGAACUAAAUAGGGAGAUAAAAAUCCUUCAUUGAUGAUGCUGUAUUGUCAGAUUAUGAAGGAUCUUUCCUGUGAUUGGUGAAGCGACAUUUAGAAAAGUAAGAAGGAAAUAAAAGAUUCAAAGACACAUAAUAUUCAUAUGAAGGAGCACGGGAUUCAAGGCUCUUUGACAUACUCUCAAUCUAGGACGAGGCUCCAUAUUUAGCUUUAGGAUUCACUCAUGUACAAAAAGCUUCACUCAGACUUCCUUAGAUCAGGAAACUCCUAUCACAGGUUUAAUGGGAAUAACUUGUAUUCCCUGUGUAGAACAUGGUAAGGGAUAGUGAAAAUGCUUUUCACUAACAGUCCCAGACUGUAGUGUUACAUCUCUGUUCAGUUCAGUGUGUGUUGUGGGGGUACAGGGUUAAGUAGUCCCGCCCCUGAGCCAGUAGCAGGAGUAAUAGCAGCAUAACAGAGGCGAAACAGCAUCUGUGUAAACAACAGAGUUGAUGGGACAAAACACAGCUUUGUAUGUUUAUGUGAUGUCACACUAUUUCCUGCGAUGCAAAAUCUUUUCUUGUCCUGCAAAACCACAACCCUGUGUAAAAUCACACAUUGGUACACUAGUGAGGCUGUGAAAGAAUGAAUGAAUAAAAAAGAGAACAUUCAUGAAGGCUUAUUUAUGCUUCUUUAUGUAUGAAAACACAAGCCAUGUGAUAGCAGCUUAGUUGAAUUGAGACUCAGCAUCCUUUUCUGUGUACGGUUACCGCCUCAUUGUGAUGCACGUGCACUGAAAGAGUAGACUCAAAAAAGUAAACACUCCAUGUUCCUGUUAGUACAGCAGGUCAUAUGAGUGGUCACAAUAUUUACAAGUACCAGGAGGAGUGGGAAAACACUUUAUGGAAAUCCAUAUUGCUUAACUUAUUAUUUGCUACUUAAGGUAUCUGGGAUGACAGCAGCAUAGUAUGACUGUUCGCACUUUACAGUCAUGUGACACAAAUAAAGAAAUAAAGCAUCCAGUGAUAUGACUGACUGUAGAUGAGCUGUGAUGUUUAUAUGAUUUAUCAUUCAGCCCUCGGUUUGAGUGAUGUAACUGUCACUAUGUUCACCCACUCCCACACAUCCUUUACAUUGAAUGGAUAUAACACAAUGCAUCUACUAGAGGUUGUUUGAACAAACCGGUCUUGCAAGGAUCUCCACUUCUUUUACACUGGUGUCUGACUGACAUCAAUUCUUUUUUUAUUUCCACCUAACAGUUUUGUUGUAGAUAUGUGGUGUCUGCCUGGUAAGGUAACAUCACAUUUUGUUUUAUAAUUUUUAUCCAAAUGGCUUGACUCCCCUCUAAAAAUUUACCAUUUUCUAAACAAUUUUUCUUUAUUGUGUUUUGCUGGUGUGGCUUAAACUGUCAGCUGCACUGCCACUCUGCUCCCAUGAAUCCUGGAAUCCUAUAUGCUUCAAUGCAGAAAACGCGAUAACAUAAAGUAUGGACAGAAACUCGGUCCAUACCUGUGUCAGACACAGAGCAUAGAUGAGCCUGUAAAGCUUUUAUGGUAACAUGAGUGGUUGGUCUACAGUCUCUAAACAGCUUUUUAAUUGUUUAAAUAUAUUUUACUUUCUUUUUCAGACAAACUCAAUGUGGUUUUCCCAAGCAUAAAGGAGCAAAUUCUCCACUACUACACCUUGGUUUUUCCAAGACGAUGUACCUGCUUGAUUUUUGUGUAGUUUUCCUCUUCACGUUCACAUAAACUUCCAGCUUUAUCGAGGGUCUGUGAGUAUUCACGACUCAAAAGUGACAUGGGUAUGUAUAUAAACUGCGCACACAGAAUGAGAAGUAGCAGUCCUAUAACAAAUGCAGGCUGUGAACUUAACCUUUAGUCAUGUUUGCGUUGAGCUAAAUAACGCUGGACUACACUGAGAGACGCUCCACUCAGUCAAGUCUACAGAGAGGCUUCCCGCCUCGUUCCGUGGAUCCAGAUGUAGAAACAGCUAUUCUGUGUAGCCUGAGGGUUUUGGUAGUGGCAUGAUUUAGGUGUCAUGGACAUGGUAAUUCACACCCUGUCGCUUUGAUGAAAAGCACAAGUGAUGUAACAGGAUGAGGCAUUCUCCGAACAUUCACUGGGAGAUUGAAACGGGAUUGAAUUGGUUGAUAGAAGGAAAAAGGAGCAUAUAGAGGUAGAAAGAGUGAGAUUAAUUUGGAGGAGGAAAGAACUAAAGUCGAGGCUGCUUCCCUGUUGCCUCUUUUCCCUUAUUUCUCCGUCCAUGAAUAAAGCCACUCUAGCUAGUCUAGUAAAUCCUGAUCUGUGGGCCGCGGGGCCAGGUCCUCUGUGGCUGUUUCACUGGCCCUGUCGGUGCGGUCAGAUAAAUGGGCAGGCUGGAGGAGCGCCCAUUGAUUUGAGUUAAGUGGGGAGGGGAGGGGAGAGCGCUGCAAGGGGGCUAUUACACACGUGGCCAUGCAGCUCAUUGGAGGGGGGGCUAUCAGCUGAGGCCAUCAGCUCCUGACUUUAGCAUGUUAAUCACAUGUGCUGCAGGGACCAUUGUCACAACCAGCAAAGAUGCUAUUUAGAUCCAUAUAAAUGGAAAUGUGGCAAACUUAAUGCAUGCAGCUAUCACUCAGCAGCCAGUGGUGGUUGGGAAGCAGGUGAAGGACAGAGCAGGUUCAAGUCUGUGAAUCUAUCUCUAGGUUCUACUGUGCUAUUGCAGCGACAGUACGUUCUUCACACAAAACAUGAUCCCAAGUAGGGAUGGGCGAUACGGGCUAAAAAAUUUAUCACAGUAAGAUUUGCCAUUCUGGUGAUAAUGAUAAAAGUCGCGAUAAAAAAUAUUAUUAUUCCAGUCUAUAUUUUUGACUAAUUUUGUCAUGAGACACCCACAAGCAUUGUUCUUGGAUGGCACUUACCAGUUGGAGUGGUCAAAUAAGAUACUUAACCACAAGUUUGUGUGGUAUGUUAUGAGAAAACUAAUGACAUCAAACAAGUCUCAAAUGUAAAAACAUUUUCAACAUUUGUUGAAAACUCUUAUUGCACAGAGUGAACAGCAGCAGAUCCACUGUCCGAUGUCAGGCAGACCUGAUUGUGCUCAUCUAAGCCCCAAUCUUGAAGGAAAUCCCUCAUGUGGAGCCUCGUCUAGUAAUGAGCUGCUCAAAAAUGUCUUCUUCAUUACUUUUGGCCACGUUUGUUUGUUAUUCUGCUCAGUAUGGACUAUGUCUGCGAGUCCAUCACUCACGCUUACGUCACUAACUUGCAUUUAUCGUAUUUAUCAUGGGAUGGCAAAUAUUUAUCAUGGAGGAUUGAACAUCCAGUUCACCGAAGCCAAACCUCAACAUUUACCAAAAGUAUGUAAAUAGUUGUCCAUGUUACAUGUUUGCCCAGAAGUUUAAUUUGUCCACACAAGUAGAGCUAGAAAAUGAUGUGUUCAUGAGACAAGUAAUGGGUCACGUACUUUAACGAAAUUGCUGACCAUCUCCAGAGUAGACCUUAGUUAAUGGUUCAGUCUUCCCCUGCUCAGUGUCCUCACAUCAGCCUUAUCCGUUCCCUCUGCAGAAUGGAUUCACAACAUUUAUACUGCCUUUAUAAAGUCUAUCCCACUACACUUGAAUGAUAAAUAUAGGCCUACAAAUCUCCAACAUCUCCCUGGGAACAUUAAGUGACCAAAUCUCAUCUAAUCAAAAGUCUCUCUCACCUCUGUGCUCAAUUGGUGACUACUAUACCUGAUGUAUUGGCAAUGUGAGCGUAUUUUUCUAAGUAAACAGAAUUAACCCCCAGUUUUGGUCUUUUGAUAAUAAAGAAAUUGAGUGCAGUCACAGUCUUACUCUUGAUGCAUGCACUGCUGAUUUUCUGGUAAUUCACCGAGAGAUUGGAUUCCUUAUCGUACAUUUAGGGUGAUCCUGCCCACACCAUCUAACGUUAAGUUUUUAAGGUGUCAUAGCUCUCUUGACUUCUUUUUAAAAACAUGUGGAAAAUCAAAUCUAACUGCAGCAAACUCAGCCUGCCACAGUAAAGCCAAAGCUCCCCUCUAUCCAUCAACAGGAUUGCUUUACAUGCAUGACUUUACUCUAUCUCCAUAGCAACUGUUGCUCUCCCACUGUAAUCUGUGCACAAAAAAAUUAUUCAUUUCAAAAAGAGAGACAAGGAGUAGAGGACAGAAAGACACUGGAAGAGAGCGAGAGAAGGACGCAGAGGCAGAAAGCAGGCACAGAAAGAGGCAGGGAAGCAAACAGAAGAUUAAAUCACCAGUCAGCUUUCAUACUGCACGGAUGACAUUGGAGCGAUUGUAAAAGACAGUGCAAAUACUCACAAUUUUACCCUUCUCAAACAGCGUUUCCAUUUUCUGACCAUAUUAUUUGCUGUUGUGCCUAUUAAACUCUGCAAUGCACUGCCUGAACACUAAAAUGUGAUAAUAGCACUGCAGAGCCUCCACCUAGAGAAUGAUCCCCCUGUUAUCAUCAGUCUGCAAACAUCAAUACCUGGAUGCAUGUAACUCUGCAGCAGUUCAGUGAUCUGUCCUCAGCCUUGACGAUGUGAACAGUGCUGAUCAUUAGUCUGUAACAGCUUAAAGGGGUGGUGUUAUGCUUUGCCACAUUUACAACAAAAACUGCAAAGUUACAAUGUCUGGUGUCUAGAUGUAUGCAAAGUUUCAAAUCAGAAAGCAAACAUAUAUUGUCGUAAUCCUAAAAAAAAACAGAGUAAUCCAAGAAAAGAAAACAAAUGAAAACUGCUCAAAACAGGACGUAGAAACAGCAAGACUCACUAGAAUGUUUCAUCGCAAUAGGCUCUCACUAGGUCAUCUGUGCUCCCGGCAAAGCAGAACAACCUGUCUCAACAGUGUGGGAGGUGACAACGAUGGCAAAGCGGGGUAAUGCUCAUAGACUGUAUAUAGAAUGGACGUCAUCUGCCUCCUCUCUGGGUGACGCCAAUGCAAGGACAGCACCCUCCAGUGACGGGCUGCAGUAUAGGUCAUAAAUCCCCCCCCUCUAACAAUCCCUAUGGAGCUGUGAACAAUUAAUUACACAGAAUAUAAAUCUUUCUCCCCCCUGCUUGUGAUGUUGACAUGUAGUUAUUGUAAGACUGGUUUGUGCUCAAGUUCUCUUUUUUCUGUACAGCGCAAUUUUUAAAAGUUAUUAGGGGGUUCAUGUUUUCUAUGAUUGACACUUGAUACAGAUACAUACGAAGAUUGUGUAGCUCACCCAGGGGAUAUGCAGUUACACAGCGACUUUUGGCGACUCUCCCACCGAAUGCGUACAACGCUACUGUGCAAUGUUGGUUUCAGGAAGUGGAGAAGAAAAAAAAAAAAAACAGAGCUUCUCGGCUUCAAAUCUGUAUACUGGCAGAAGGCGAAACCAAGUUGUCCAUAGUAUAACAGUCUAUGGUAACGCUGCUCUGCUGAACACAAAAAGGGGGCGGGGCCAGAACAGCUUCCGUAGCGAGACAGCAGUUAAAACGAUGCAUUUCAGACAGAGGCUGAAAUAGUGAUAUUUUAAUACACCAAAGUGAGAAACAGUAGGCUCUUUUGAUCUGAAAAUCAUGUAAAGCUAUUAAAGAGGAAUCAGAGAGGAAGUAUAGAUCCCUUUAAUGAUCAGUCAUUAAAGCAAAAUUUUCAUCUGUUGCUCUGUGCCAAAGUCAGAUAGAGAAAUUCCAGCAUCAUUAAAGACCUGACAGAGAUUUGAGUGUUCAAUAACUCCUAUAUUAGAUUUUGUUAAAUUUCUCUCACUGUUCCUCCUCUACUCUGCUAAUCUGGUGCACAAAGUGCCGCAAGAGCUGCAUAUGUCAACACAGCUGUGAGUCAUGGCAUAAAACCCAACUAUUAGCAUCAAAUAACUAAUUAAACUUUCCAGAAAUGAAAUAUUUGGGCAUAAAUCAGCUUAAAAGUAAGUAAUUGCAAAGACAGAAACUAUAACCAAAAGUUUCUUUGAUGUUUAGCUUGAUUUAAAGCCGAACUUCUGUCCUAUCUAUGACAGAGUUAUCAGGGCCAAAUUAAAGAGGGAAAAUAGAUGACUUUGAGAAAAAAAAAAUGUAAAUUGUAGUUGAUGAUCAGCCUGUGUGUUAUUGUGAAAGGGAAUAUUGUCAGAGCAGCCAGCUGCCUGCACAAAAAUGAGGACUAUGAAGCAUCUUGUGAAGUCUAACUUGAAUAUAGGAUCCACAAAUAACCAUCUGUAAUACUCAGCCUUUUGCUUUAACUUUACUUCACAGUGCUGUGCUGUUUUGUCAAAUGAUUGUGUUUUGUUAUUUAAGAGGUCCAUCCAAUCCAGUGGUCCCCUUUGGAAAAAAAAAGAUGUAGGCCAACGGCAGACUUCGAUCAAAUAUUUAUUUUUAGAAUGUUACCACUUCAUUUUUGUAAAUUUAAGGCUUUGUUCUUAAAUUUGAAACUUUAUUUUCUGGUAAAAUACCUUAUUCAUGUCAUGUAAUUUAUUGUUGUACAGUCUAUGGUCCACCCCAGAACCUCUGAAAAAUUACACAACAGCACUACAACACACAACAGUUCCACCAUUACUGUGGCUAUUUACUUACACAUUGCACCUGAAAUGACAUAAUAUUGUUGUCCCAGAGUGUGAUAGCACAUUGUAAACUCACAUUAAAAGCAGGAUAUACUACCACUCAGACAUGUUCAUACACACUGCGCUAGUCCUCGCUGCUGGUUUAGAUGCCACACAUUGCCACCUUCUGUUCUGCCUUUUGUUACUACCCGGGGAGGAUCAGAGGCGGAAUGACUUUGCCUCUUUAUUAUCCUUCUGUGUGAUUGAGACAAGGUGUAGGUAGGUAUAAAUAUUCAGCCUUGAAAUGACAGUAUGUUAGCGCCAUAUGGCUGUCCUUUCUGUUAAAGGUGAGAUUGUUGGAAUCAACCCACAGUAGCUUUUGUGGCAUUUCAAUUCUGCUCAUCUUAAUGCCAGGACUUCUCCAGAGGAACAUUUUGGGUCUUUCAAUAGUUAUGCAUGGAAGAUUUAUAUAUAGCAUCUUUGUUUUGCUCUAAUUUAAAUAAGAAAAGUCCCCCACACAGAUAUGUAAUCUCUGUAUUCACUGCAUACAAAUGCAGAACGUGUAGGCAUGUUGACAAAUAAAGCACAUCAUUUCUGGGGACUUACACAUUCUUAUUUGUAUGAAUAAUCCCAGUAGUAUUCCCCAUUGGAGUUAAUGGGCUUUGUCUGCCUUAAAAACAGUCUGGGAAGAGCGCAAACAAAGAAGAACAUAUCAUCUGUAAUACUGGCAACCACCGAUGUUCACCUCAAGAUAAUUUAGCUCUUUAGAAAUCUCAUAAUCAGACAUCUGCAGGCAAGUGAAGCUCAAUAUUUGUGUUUUCUUAAUCCCUUAUGCCCUGCUCUCACUUCUCAAGACAUUGGAAGCUGAAAUAAUCAGCAUUUGGAGAUCAUUUUUUUCCCUCUCCAGCAGAAGUCAGUGCUCCAUUUCGGUCACUCUAGGUCAAGAAGAGUCUAGACCUGCCCCUGCCUGACCAGAGAACACACGCUGUUACCAAUGUUUAUAAGUGUGUAUCUGCGUGUUUGCUGAGGCUUAUGGAAAUUGUUUUUUUGCACAUGGGGGAGGCAGAUGGCGAAGACAGAUUUGCCUUCCUCUGACAUCUAUUCUCUUUACUGCUGCCGUAAGUCAUCACCCCCCCUGUGCUGAGAGGACGUACCUAUCGUUUUCAUUACAAAUGUCCUGUGAAGAGAUGCACAAAAUAAUAGUUAACAUUACACGCUGCAUAGGGGGGGAAAUCAUAACUGCAUGCAUUGGUGAAACUGUCAUUAUAGUGUAAUAAGCUCUACGAGUGGCCCACCAGCAGGCAGGGACAUCAUCGGAAAGAGACAGUCGGACAUAGAUACACACUCAGAGAGGUUCAAAGGUUAAGCUGCCUUGAUGCCCGGAUCCCCAACAAAAAGUUUCCUGUUGCCAAGUCCUUAUAUCUGGAGGGGCACUUCUGACUCUCCAUCUGUUGCCAUCUGUGCUUUCGCUGUCCCCAUUCUGGUGUGGCAAGGAGGAGGAAGCGACACAGUGAUCAGAGACAAGCCCUGAAACAGUAUGGAGCAGGGCGAACAGUAAUUGUUCUCUCCAUGGUCCUGGUUCAGGGCCUGGCUGUCAGGUUUUGAUUGUAGUAUUUGAUAAGAAUCUCUAUGAGAUCUUCUUCUGAAGAUUUGGCAACUGAAUGGCAUUGAGGUCUUUAUUAGACUGGUAGAUACUGAAGGUAACUGGUUCUGAGUUGAUCUGACAGUACUGCCAGUAUCAGUAUUGUUUUAUGAUGAGCCAACACACUAUAUAGAAGAUACAGUCUGGAUACACUGAAAUUUAUCUGUGAGUGCAGUAAUCUGAUAAUAGGGUUGUAUUAUUUGGUAAAGAACUGAUAUCAUGGUUUUUGUUUUUUUGUUUUUUUGCAAAAUAAAAAGAAAUGCCUUUUUGCAUUUUUCUAUUUCCUGCUUUCAAAUCAAAUCCCAGUCCUAUACCACCGUGUGUCCAGCCCUCAGACAGCAGCUCUGACAUGUGCUUGAAGAUUUAAAAAGGCAGGAAGUGUUGGAGCACCUAUUCAUGAACUUUAAACCAAAAUAGAGUUUCGUUUAUCAUCACUCUAUUUCGGUAAACACAAUUUUGGUGCCAAGCUAAGGUUCAUUUAGGCUUGAAAAAUAUCAGCCAGCAUUUAUCUAUAAUGUCAUGUUUUUUCCAUUUUGGAGGGGCACAAAGCAGUUAAUUUUCAGCAGUGUUUCCCACAGACUUAAGAUUUACCAGGGUGGUUCAGAGCUCAGUUAUUAGCGGUGUCUACAUAUUUUGAAUUACGUAUUUUGAAAAAGGUGAGCUGUAUGUUAGGGAGGUAUCUUGUUCAUAGCAGAGCUAGGCAAAAUGAUCCAAAACACAGAUAGUACUUAAACAUUGGCAGAAACCAGCUGCAGAAAGUUAAUAAAACAACACAACAAAAAGGUACAAGCAUUUCUACCUACUGGGAAUAUUGGUAAAACUCUUGGGCUAUACACUCAUGGGUUCAAACCGAAAAGCCUUCCAUCCCAGACCAUCAGGACCCAGGCAUGUUGUCCACUGGUACAAUCCACUUUAAUGCUCGCUAGCAUCAGACAAGACUUGAGUAAGCCCUGUGUCAGACAAAUUAUAUCCAUCUAACUUGAGUCUUUUUAUGGAUAAUAGAUGGUAGUCAAAUUUGAUUUUAGGCCCUUUGAAGUCCAGCGAGUUGAAUCAAAUCUGUUUUUUGAAGAUUUGGCAAUUUUGUAGCACUCAAGUUGUCCUCAGACGAGGAAUAUUCAGAGCAAAACAAACAAGUUUAACCCUGGAUGCUUUCACCUUAGACCACCAGGACUCUGAAAAGGCAGGUGUAUUGUCUGAUAUGUAGCCGACCCAUAAAAAUGGAAGACAAGGCUUUGGGUAGCCCUCUGUAAAACACGCUAACAGCAUCAGUCUUAUGGGACCAGAAUUAUUGUGAGGACCGUUCAACCUUGGAUAGCUGUAAAUCCAAAACGCCAGAGGAAUAAGUGUCACCCCCCCACACACACACACACACACACACACACACACCUUCUCCUACUCUCCUCAUCCUCUCUUACAGUGUGUAACAACAUGAAACAGUGUGCCCUGCAGCUCUUUAGUUUUCAAAUACAGCACACUCGCUUGCCUCCAUCGGAACCCAGAGCACGUAGCGCACGAGUUAUGCCACUGUGUCAAGACUCUCAUUUGGUAUGCAAGGCCUACUUUUUUUGAGGAUCUGUGCAUAAAGCUCUAAAUCUCUCCUGAAGUGUUAUUAGGGGAAAUGGCACGCUGUAUGUAAAGAAACAAAUGGCACAGAACAUCUGGUUAAAGCUCAUCUGAGAGAGCCGCACUGAAUUGGACCGAUCGUGUUUAAAAUGCAACUGGAGCAGCAUGCAUUUUACAUUACAUUACAGAGUGUAUGAGUCAGUAAAAUCAGGAUGGAAUGCAUAACGCUGUAUGAAAAGACUACAGACGCUGUUUGAGAGAUGGUUUGAAUCAUGCACGACAGUAAUUAUCGUUUGAGUCCACCCUCUUUUGCACAUGCUCAGAAACCUACAGUUCGUCUUUUUAGUGACUUUGCCAUCAAAGGAGGGGUGUUAAUUUCUCCUCAUGGAUGCAAUGUGCAUGUCAGGAAAAGUCUGGUUAAUGUUCAGAGGUACACAGAGGCUGUAUAUAAGACUCAUUAUCCUCUGGCAGAGAAACAAGUCUGAAUUAGACCCAGAUUUGACAUUCACUUGCUUAGAGACUCUAAUGACUUUAGCAUCGUCAAGCCCUCCCUCCCCCUUUAGAGAAUUGUGCCCUCAUGAAUUAGUGAGAGGGUGUGCGUAGCCAAGACAAGUGCUCGCAUUUGAACUGCUGAUUUUACUCUGGAAAAUUGCAGAGAUGAAAGAAGAGAGAAGAAUUAUAUUCUUAUUUUUCUGGGAAGAUGUAGUACAGAUGUCAGUCACCGUGCGUUUCUCAUUGUAAUAUGGUUGUUUUGGUGCCUUGUUGUGGUGUCUGAGUGCAUCUUGACAGUCUUUUUAAGGGAUGCUAAACAUUGUUCUCUCCCUGCACAAAUGCUAGACGUGAACCGAUGCACUGUGCAGGCUCAUGACCUAGAAUCCAGUGAGCAAGGAGACUGAAAACUGCUAAAUUCUCCAAGGUGCCAGUGACCUUGAUUUUGCAAUCCUGCUAUCUCUUCGUGUAAAUGCGAUGGGAGUCUGUGUUCGGUGGCUGACAAAUCCCGUACAGGUUACAAGGGGAUGUUUUAUACAUUGUAAGACACAUAAGACAGUGCUUCAGGCUCACAACCUCAUAAUAUAAAAGUAUGACUGAAGACGCCGCUGAGACAAAAAUGAGAGAGGUGUCUGUGUCAAGGUGGUGUCAGGACAGCCACAUGGAUUGACAGACUGAAUAAUCUGUAACAGGGGUGGGUGGGAGGGAAGGGAGGGGAUGACAUUAUAAAGCCUGAGGCCAUCCAGACACACAUUUGCAAAUGUCUCACACCGCCAUCCCACCACCCACCUAACAUCUAUCACCCAGGGAGGGCCUGGUGGAUUAUGGGUGAGCAGUGGACCGAAAUGAUUCCCUUCAAUAGUUGCCAUUCAAGCUGGUUUGUCACCCCCCCAAUAGCACCCAUGGGAACAACGGACAUGGGUGAGACAUAGGAAUGAGAGCACCCCACUCAGCCACCUUGUAACCCCUUCACCCUAGCUUCUGUGUAGAUGACCCACAAUGCCCUGCAAACGACGAUGACAGAGUGUUCUCAAUGUUCCAGUUAUUUUCUCAUUUACUUCGCUGGCUUUAUCCAACUUCAUUUCCAAUUUCGAGUUCAAUUUUCUUUCCAUCUUGCUCGCUGCUGCUAAUUUGCUAUUCAUUCUGCAUUUCCUAUUCCAUAAAUAUUUAUACGAGAGCAGCCGACUCCCACACACAUGCACACAAUUGCACGCACACACACACACAUACACCCACACACACACACACACACAAAGUAGCCUCUUUACCUCCAGCAGGGCAUGAUGCUAAAGUUGUACGAUUCAGUAGAGCUCACACAUCCUUGUUUCCUGUAAUCACUCUCUGUUCCAGUUUCUCCUCUUUAUUUCUUGUCCUCACUUUGCUCCCCGUCUCUCCCGCCGCAGGUCAGGACCGCAGUGAGGCGGGGCUUAUUAAGCGUUUCCGUGGAGAUGGCGUGCGCUACAAGGCCAAGCUGAUCGGGAUUGAUGAGGUGACAGCAGCGCGUGGGGACAAGCUGUGCCAGGACUCCAUGAUGAAGCUGAAGGUGCAGACUGCUGUGUGUCUUUGUGUCUAUAUGUGUGUGUGUGUGUGUGUGUGUGUGUGUGUGUGUGCAUGUGGGGGGACAUGGUGGAGCCUCUUCACUCAUCUCAGGCAGAUUUGGAGACGGCAUGCUCGGGCAUGUCUGUAUUGUCUGUUGAAUGAGUCACAGGAACUGUCUUGUCCUGUAAAUGAGUCACUGGGGUUUCUGUAAAGAACUGACCAGACAGGAAAAAUAAAAGUCCAACUUUAUUAUCCCUCACCUCUUUGUCAUUCUGAAAGGCUACCAUAAGGUUACUUUUAUAUUCUUUUCGCAAAAUGGUUCCUGCUUUGCUCCGUAUUUCCCUCCCUCUAAUAGGCUGCCAUAUUUUCACUGUUGCUCAAAGCUCUCUGCAUUUAUUCAUACAGAUUUUCUGACCUUGGAGGCAAACUGGCUUCCUUUUCAGAGACUUAAAGUAGAAUGUCACUUAGGAAAUUCUCACUUUUAGCGAACGUCUGUGGAGCACUAACGCUACCCCCAUCCCCCCAAUUUGUCUCCUUUGUAUGUCUUCUCCUGUCAGUCACAGUUUUCUAUUUUUAAAACAGUGUCCACGAUGUUUUACUUGUAGCACAUAUGCAAACUGUGAUAAUGUGACCCAGAUAAUGUUAAAGCCCGUGCUUCUUACAGAAAGCUGCGAGUAAAUUAGGUCAAAUUAAGCCCUAAAGUACGUGACAAAGUCGGAAAGAAGUCUUAAUACUUGUAAGUACGGAUGACACAGUUUAGCAUUUUGUAUUUUAAGCACACUUGAACAUACUGUAAACUCACAAUACUGCUGUUUCUGAACCCCCAAUCAUUUUAUACAUAUGCAGUUAAUAGUAAUAAUGAUAAUAAUAACUUAAUUAAUACAGCACUUUUUAAAACAGAGUUACAAAGUGCCUCACAGCAUAAAAACAGAAUAGAAAUAGAGGAAGAACAAAUAGGAGGAAGACAUCAGUACAAUUUCCAAAACAAUCAGCCAAUAGGAAUGAUUCAGAGUUCAAUAAAAGAUGAAACACCAACAGUGUUCAGAGGCUUAAUUAGGUUUAAAGUAAUUAUGAACACAAUAACAUAAAUAAUAUAACAUGAGUUAAGACUUAAUUUAAAGAUAUGAACAAGACCUAAGUUUAAAGUCCAAUCUAGUAAAAUCACACAGUUUUCCUUUUAUUCUUAAUUUAGUCCAAACUUUCGCAGACAGUUUUGUGAUCGCUUUUAAAGAAAUGUGUUUUUCCUGGUUGUAAAAAUUUGAGUGUGAAGAAAGAAUGCCUCACUAAAAUGUGUUUCUGUAUAAUGGGUUAACUGACACCAGUUAUGGAAAAAAAAUGUUGCCUUGAACUUGAAUUGAAAAAUGCAACAACUCACAUCUUUGGGUCUGAAUAUGAGUCUGAAGGAAUCGUAAAACUGAUUUUAGAAGGGGAAGGCUCGACAAUGUGUCUAGACUGUAAUCUAGAUUGGCUCUGUUAAUGUAAACACUGGUUAACUUUCAUGGCAUGCUAACAGCCAACAGAGGUUCUGUUGAAAUUUGUGUGCACGUUUGAUUCAAGUCUUGAGUCUGCGGUGUUUGAGUUUGAGUCAAGACUGUGUACCCAGGGGAGAAUUUGAGUUGAGUCCAGGUUAAGUCCCCCAUUACCUGAGUGCAGGUCGAAGAUAAGUUCUCAUAAUUAUCAUUUAUAACAAGGAGGGCUUCUGUUCCACUCUCUGGACUGACUGUUUUGGACUUCACACACAUCCUUUACUAACAUUUGAAUCUAACUGGUCCUGUCAGCGUGUCGGGACAUUUAAACGAUUGUGUGUUGUGCAUAAAUGGGGAGACACACUCAUUGAUUUUUCUCUGGGGCUUCACUGCGGGUGUCUAAUGAGUCCAAAAAUAUUUGCAACCCAUCAUCUAUUACUCAGAACAUUAACUAAACAUGUAAAAAGGAGCCUGUCAGACUGAACUAGAUCCUUCCACAUCGCAUCAGGGUCUUUUCUCACCCUUUUGCAUUACUAAUGAAUCAAACAUUUAUACUAUUGUAAAUGUUCUUUUAAUGGUUUUCAUUUGGUUAUGUAACUUACAAUGUACAAGAAGUAGCAUUUACUUCAAAAUAAAAGCAUAGUUUUAGAAUAGAGGAAAUGAGGCAACAUAACACAAAACAGAAAAAAAUAUCAAAAUAAAAGCAUGACAAACAAUCGUUUGAUGAGGUAGCGUUUUCUCUAGAGAAGUGUCAGUUUCACUGAGGCGUAUAAACUGUAAAUUUGAUGAUAAUUAAAAAAUUUUAUGGGUAGAUAAUUGUGAAGUGAAAAUCUAAUAUUGUGACAGUCCUGUUGUAAAUGUCAUUGUUAUGAUUUGACUAUUUAGUUCAAGAUUUAGCCAACAGUCAAUUACCAAACGUUAUAUAACACUGUGAAAUAUUUUACUUCCUUCUCUCUAAAGUUUAUUCUGUAUCCUCUUUAAUGCCAGCAGUAUUUACUGGCUCUAAAGUAUAAAGCAGGAAAUACUUAUCUCUCUCUUUGUUGGAAAAAAAAGCUGCACAUAAGCAUCUUAACAGAGGGUGGCUAUGGGAUAAAUCCCUCUUCAAAAUAGGACGUACUGUAUAUGCGUGGCUUUUUAAAAUAUCGUCUCGCAGACAUUUCUUGAGCUUAAAUGUGUGGGAAGCCCCACCAAGUGAGUAGAAUGGCCGGAAGGCAGAGCCUUUCAUCACCCUUAUCCAGUCCAAAUGGUAUGUCCAAUAAAUAACUUUUUUCACUGCUUGUAUCUGACAUUUCCACCAUGCCCUCCAUAUGACUCCAGUAGUCACCAGCCACCAGCCAGUUACAGUCAAUGGGGCAGUCGAUACCAACCUGCUAUUAUCUGGACAGAGAAAAGAGGAGGGGACGGGGUCUCUAUUGAGCUGCCUCUUGCUGCCUUGAGGACUAAUCCACCAAAUGGAGAAGCCGAUGGCUGAUUGACAACAUCCAUCGACUCUCCCGCCCGCACGCUCCCUUUCUCACUCACUUCAUCUCUUCCUUAUCCCUGUUGCUUCCUCUCCUCCUUAUCCAUCUCAUUUUUCCUCUUCUUUUUCUCAUAUGAACGAACAUUUAUGUGCGCAAAGAUGGAUGGAUUUGAUUUCUUUGACUUCUCCACGUAGAAGCAGAUCUUGAUAGUGAUUAAUAGCCUGGGUUUCAAAUAUUAGCUAAGCUUUAAAAGACUGGAUUGUAGCUGAUGUUCACUUGUCGUCACACAUCACAGGGUCUGCAGUUUUAUAAGAUGUUCCUUCAUAGCAGUCAGGUCUUUCUUUUCUUAUCUCCUCUCCUCCCUCUCUUUUCUUCUCUCUCAGUCUUUGUUCUAUGAAAGACAUGUCAAGCACACAGGUCGUGUCAAACAGAGCACGUUGAAAAUGUUAAUUGUUUCUUUAUUAGAGUUGGGAAUUUAACAAAAAAGGAGCUGCUGAGGUCCAUGGGAAAGACGCACAUCAAAGGCUGGAAUUGGCUGUUCAGUCAGCACUAUGUGAAGUUGUCGGAGCGAGCCGGUCGGUCAGCAGCACGAUCCAUUUUGUCAGCAAAUCUCACCUUAUUGUUGUUAGCUCGCACUUGUGUAUGUCACGUUGAAGUGAGGUAGACCUACUUUAUGAAAAGAAGGAGAAAAAAGGAAGAAAGGUGCUGCGGGGGGGAAGCUGCAGUAAUAUGAACGUGUGAAUUCCUCUGAGAGUGAAGCUUCAAGAAAAGGCACAUGAAAGAACACUCUGUCCUAUCACACCUUAUGUUACUCCUGUCACCCUCAUAACCCCUAUAUACUCCCCCCGUCACACUCACCUGAGUCGGAGGAGAGAAAGGCUCACUGUCUUUUCACGCCGAGCUUCUAUCCUUUCAUCUCCUCACGUUGUUGCCUUUAAUCUCUUUUCAGGGUAUGGCGUCCUCUGCACGUUCCAAAGGAGAGCACAAGCAGAGGGUCUUCUUGACGGUCUCCUUCGGCGGGAUCAAGAUCUACUGUGAAAGAUCAGGGGUGAGUAACAUGUCAGGCGAGUGGGCCUCAUGGCAGAGCUGUGCUGCGAGGCCUCUGCCAGCUGCUGCACCGUAAACCUACAGUAUAAGUAUAGGACAUCCAGAGGGCAGGCGAGCACGGUUCACUUCACAACGGCUGCCAGGGCCGCCAUCUUGUAAGCCUGGCUGGCAAGGUUGACAUAUGAGUACAACUGUAAUACCUGCACAGGAGAGAGAUGAUGCACAAGGUUAUGCUUUCUUUUCCUCACUGCAUUUGCAUGAAGCCAAAUUCCCCUUCAAGUAUCAACACUAAUCUAGCAACACCAGGCAUUCGGGGCAGCUUUUGCCCUUUAGCUGAUAGAAACUGAGCCUGACAGCGUUAAAUAAGAGGUCCUCCAUUUGAUAUUUGACCCUAUUAAACUGGUUUUAACACACCCUAGCAGGAUUAAGAGGGAUGCUGGAGGACCCACUUAAGAUCACUCAGGCCCUGUCUGCCUGCUAAUGAUAGCACAGUGAGCAAUGUUAUGGUGAUGUUAUGAGACGGGCUGUUUCCAGCCUCCACCCUGGCUUCCAUCCCCCUUGGCGGACUCGGAGGCCUGCUGUUCCAUUACAGGAUGAUCGAGGGGGCUCCGCUCUCCCCCAUCCUAGGGCAUAGUGUUGGCUGGAUAGGCCCACUCUGCUCAUCAGUGCUAACCGAUAAUUAGCACUCAGUUCCACCCCUUAAUGAUCAUUGCCGCUAAUGCUAAUUACACCGCGGCUCCACCUCAGCUGUCGUUAGCGCUAAACUGAUAAUUACGCAACAGCAUUUGGUCCCAUGGCUGCCGACCCCCACCCCUAACCCCCCCGCCCGAUCGUCUAUCUGCCGAAAAAAUAAAAAACCCAUCUUUGAUCAUAUCUCUUUUUAAUACGACUGCUGGUGAUGGUGGCGUGUCUUUCGGCUUUAAUGCAUAAGAACAUUAAGCCUCCCGCCACCACCAACCAGCUCACCAGCUUUUGACAAGCUCAUUUGUUGUUUUGGAAAUCAUGCCCCUAAUGCUCUUCAUUUUAUUUACUGAUUACCGACAGUAAAUAACACUCCACACUUAAUAUCCCCGCUGAGUUAUUAUGGUGGAAGUGCGGAUCACUCAGCUCAGGCAGCAGCGUCAGAGAGCAUUUAGAAGAAAAUACUUUAUGUAAAGCUGACAUGAUUCUCUGCUGAAUUCAGUCGACAAGUCAUAUUAGUUUUGUAUUUUACAUUAAUCUGAAGCGUUAGCACCGACGUUCCCCGCUGAAUAUCUGCUUAUAUUCAAAUGAAAGCUCCUCCCCAGUGACUUAGCUUAUCUGUGCUAAUAGUAGAGCCGCAGGUGGGUGUGCCUGAGCGACAGCUGGAUUACUCCAUAUGUGUGUGUAAAUAUAGAUGGUCUGUGAGCUUUUCUGCUUCUCUCCACAUCGACUGGCAAAUACCUCACACAUCAAAAGUUUAUCAUAAUCUCGAUCGCUAAUUUGGUGUUUUUCAAUCGCUGGAAUCAGAGACGUCUAAAUCCUGCUGAGAUCAAAGCUGGACAUGAAUAAAUAAUCAAACAACAAGAUGUCUGCCACUCAGUCUGAUGCAACAGCACACAACAAGUAUCAUGCCACGAGAUUAUAUUAGUGUUGUGUUUUUGUUGUCUCUGCUUUUGGAAAAUAUCUGUAUGUUAUUAAGAUCUGCACAGCCUCCAAUCUCUCCUCCCUCUGUCAGACACAGCUUGGCUUCCUCAGUGUUGGUUGGCUGCUUUUGUCUCGACAUUAUGCAAAGAUGUUUAAAGUAGCUUUGACCUACUUUUCCUGCCAACACAGUGUACAGUUCUUGUACUUGUAAAACACUAUGAAACCACACUAUGUUUUGCAUUCAGUAUCUUCAGAGGAAAGAAAAAAAAAUACAGUAGGUAUUCUGUUUUACCUUUCCAAGUCAUCCACAGGGGCCUCUGUUGAUUUAACACUCCCACCUCUCUGCCCCUCAGGUGCUCCUGCAUCACCACUCGGUCCAUGAGAUCAGCUACAUCGCCAAGGACACCAGGGACCACAGAGCCUUCGGUUAUGUCUGCGGGAAGGAGGGUCACCACAGGUUUGUGGCCAUCAAGACGGCACAGUCGGUGAGUACUUUUCCACUCUGCUGGAGCUGCUCGAGUCAAUCCUCAGGUCCUCUGAGGCAGUUCCAGACUGUGAAGUUAUCGACCAUUAGAGUGACAUUUGAUUUGAACAUUAUUCAAAGCUGCAUUAAUGUGAUGAGGUCUGAGACCAAGUAAUUCCAUCACAAAAGUCUUACAAUUAAAUAUUAAAGCUAUGUGGAUAUGCACGGCCUGGCGCGUUCUCCUGUUUCAUUUACUGACAGAUUAGAUUAAAAACCUUUUCGGUAAAGAUUAAGAUUUAAAUGUUUUGCUUAAAGUCUCCUGUCUCAUCUAAAGGGAGCUAAGAUGAAGACAGUCGACAGCUUGUGUUUAUUCCCUCAGAGACAAUCUUCCACAGCUCAGGAGCUGUAUUGGAGGGUUAUCAGGUGAUGAACUAGAGAGGGAUAGAAAGAAAGCUGAAAAAAAGAUGGCUGUGAUGUAGCUCUGCAGUGUGUAGUUUUGGGCGAUCUGGUGACAUAUAAAAAAAUAAUGGUCUAUUGAUCUGUCCAGAACCACUGCCUUGCAGGAAACUGUUGAGCUCAGUUUUACUGAGACUUCUCUGUAAUCUAUAAUUCACAAUGUAGGAAACCAACCAAUACAACUUUUAACAUGCAUCUGCUUGUUUUUGUCUGCUAAAUUUAAAUGCUAGUUACAUCCUAAACAGUGGCUGAGUCUACUGAGUCUCGUCUUUAAUCUAAUCCUUCAUUUACAACAUCCUCCUCCUCCUUUUCUCCCAGGCCGAGCCUCUCAUCAUUGACCUGCGUGACCUCUUCACGCUCAUCUACGACAUUAAACAGCGGGAGGAGAUGGAGAAGAAGGCUCAGAAGGACAAACAGUGUGAGCAGGCGGUCUACCAGGUAGGAAACUCAGAACACAUUUUUGCUUUUUUUUUUCUCUCAACUGCAUUUCCCAUUCGGAGGCGAGAUCACACAUUAUUACACAGGCAGCAACUCAUUCACACAACAGGAAUCAUUACACUUUCAAGCCUCCUCCGAAGUGCAUUACAGACUGUGUUUGUCUGUACCACUGCUUUCUAUGUUGAAAAUCUAGUUCUAAUGUCAAUGCAACGGGUUUGGACACUCUUUUUCAUUGUAGUUGUAAGUGUGUGACAGAUAAAGUAUGGGUUUAUGCAUUAACCAUAUCACAAAUCGCAGUCUCAGUAAAACAUACAUACCUACAAAUCUUAAAAGAAAUAUAGUUUUCAUUCAUUCUUUUGCACCAGUAACUAUUUUUUAAAGAUGUGCUGAUAUUGAUACCAAUAUAGAUAUAGACGACAGUGUCUUUACUAUUGCCAAUACUCCUGCUGAUACUGGGAUCCCCACCAGACCACUGGGGAUAUCUGUACCAGGAUGGAUGCAAAUACCAGUGUGCCAAAAGACACCUGAAAUGACAGCAAGAAUUUCACCCUACUUGUACAAAUAACCCUCCAAAUACCACUGCAAAUACUGGUAUCAAUCCUCCUAACAAUAGUAGUAUGAAUAUAAAGUACAUAGCCCUGCCCCCGAUAUCUGUAUCUUUACUAAUAGGGGUAUCAAAACUAUAAUGAGUUGGGAUACAGGUAGAAGUUUCCCAGCCAUCUGGUAGUUGUAAUGCUAGCAGCCCCAACACCACCAUUACACAAACCAAUAUCAAUAUCACAUACAAUACAAGUCUAGAUUUUGGUUUCCUUUUAGCACCCAUAUCAGGAUGGAUGCACUUGAAAUUAUCACAAUACUUGGGCCACGAUACAUUAAACUGCGAUUUAUACACAAUUUUCAACUGUUUAGCUACUAUAGUAUUUGUCUUUCCCUUAUGUUUGUCUUAUUUACGCACAUCUUGCGAACCUUUUAUAUAUUUGUUGCACUAACCUUCUCCUGCUCUAUGAUGUCAUUAUCAUAGAUUUGACUUCAUAUUAGGAAUUAAGUUGAAAAAAUCAUUACUCGGUCAAUGAGACAAAACAAUAUAUCAGCAGAAAACAUAUCGCAAUACUAUGCUGUAUCAAUUUUUUUCUCCCACCCCUACUGUCUAUACCAGUAUAGAUACUUAACAUUCAGAUGGGACCAGAUAGCAACAAUCUUAACAUAAUUCAUUGUGCACUGUAAAGUUAUCUGAAAGUCUCUACAUUUGUGUGCUGUUUGACAUCAGUUUUCUGUUCUCUUACGUCUUAUACAUGAAAACAAAAUGUGUCAUCUGCCCUCUGUCCACCUUCUGCACAGACCAUCCUGGAGGAUGAAGUGGACGAUCCAGUUUACCAGGUAGGUCUGCAGGCACACAGAGCAGGAAACCAAACACUGCUGUUCUUGAUGCUUUUCCAGCUUCACUGGUGCUGUUUUCACUCUUAAAGCUUGAAAUCGACAACAAUUAAUAAUCCUUGAUUCAAAUAUCUCCUCCAGUUCCUGAUCAGCUUGAAUUAAUGAUCAUGAUAUUCCACCAUAAUACAAAGUAAACCAUCCGAGUGGACAGUUUUGUUCAACCAUUCAACCCCCAUUUGCCAGUGCAGUGUCGUAAACCAUAUUUUUAAGUUGAUCUGUGUCAGUCUUCUGAUUUCUACCAAAGACACGUCCCCUACCCCACCUGACUGGUUGUUACCCCCCUGUUUUUUGCCCUGUGUGUUUAUUUGGCUGAACAUGAUUUUUCUUUUUCUCUGUGUUUGCUCACUGAAUACAGACAACACUAACUCUUACUCUGAAUGCUAUGUUCAGUGGUACGUCCAGCCACCUCCCAGAUCACCUCUGUUCUUUGCUCUUGAAGUGUGUUUUUGCAUAAAAUCAUUCCAUUUGCAGCCUUUGAUUAUGUUGAUGUUGGUUGACAAAACUCCAGACUGUGGCCAUGAAUUUAACAGAGUACUUCCUUUGACAUUUUGGGAAACGGAUAUUUGUUUUCUUGUUGAGAAGAUCAGUCCUACUCUCUUUUCAGUGAAGUGGGGAUGUAGCUUGAGCCAAGAGAGAAUUGGCCAAGCUUAGUGUAAAAAAUAGAAGUACAUAGAAACAGCCAGCCUGGUUUUAUAUGCCCACCAUCACCCACAAAGCUUAUUAUUAGCAUUUAAUUUUUUAUUUGUUAGGCUGGUUGCAGUACCUGUUUUUGGUUUUGAUCGUCUUUUAGCCAACAAAUAUUGCAAACAUGUAUCUGAUAUGCUGACCUUUACAAACAUCUUAGAGAUUAUUUAAAUCAAUUUCAACAUAUAGUAAAACUUGAAACUUACUCAUUCCUUGAAGAGAUCAUAGACUAAAAGGAACAACAAUACACCCACAAUUAUAUGUUACAUUACUCUGUCUUAACUCCUCCUAACUUUUCAUUUCUUUUCUUUUUAUAAUGUUUUUGUGUAACCUGCUAAUUUUCACAGAGGAUACUGCUUUACUAAUCAGGAGCCUCAGUUCAAUGACCUACUUUCAUUCUGCUGAUGAGAUUUUGCAUUGAACAGUAACUAGGUCAUUUACCCUUUUUCAUACUUUUGUUCAGUUUUUAUUCAUACACUGAAAAUGUUGCACAUUUAUCACAUUCAUUCUGUAAGGGGUGCCUCUCCCCUCCUUUUCUUUAGUCCAAUUAUAUCAUGAAAAAAUAUUUUAAUUUUUAUUUUUUAUCAGAGUUUUAUAUGAUGAAAAACACACAGCUGGGUUUGUAGGUAAACUAUGUUACAGGUGAGCAGAGCAAGGCUGGUAGGUCUGCCCUAAUGCUAAGCUAAACUAACCAGGUUGCAAGUUGCAUAUUUUCCAAAUACAUACAAGUAAGGAGUCAAUCUUCUCAUCUUACUUUUGGCAAGACACCAAAUAACAUUGUUUCCCAAAAUGUCAAACCAACUUCAAUUUGGGAUUCACACAGACAUUUAUUAAUGUCAACUCUGAGGCGAGAGACUGACGGAUUUAAGGGCUUGACGAUCGCAAGUAAUUUUUUAGACCUGCAGGUCUGAGAUGGAGCAUCACAUUACUUUUGUUAAACAAGAGACCUCUAACUAAGACCUCCACGUUGCCUUUAACUACUGCCUGACCUAUUAUACUUGUGCUCUUUCCUCUUCCCACCUCACUCUUUUUUCUUUCUCUCUUCAUCUCCUCCAUUCUUUUUUCCCAUGCCCUAUUUUUUACACCCUUUCCAUUCCUGAUCUCAUUUCACUCCCCACACGACGCCAUCCUUGCUCCCCUGUGCUUUCAUUUAUUCUCGUCAUGUUUUGCUCUCUUGUUGUAUCUCUCUCUGUUUAAUAUGCCAACCCUCCUCUUUGUCUUCCCAUCUCAUUAUUCUCUGCACCUCUACACUCGCCCACUACUUCUGUUCUUUAGUACAUAGUGUUUGAGGCUGGACACGAACCCCUCCGUGGCCCCCAGUCAGAGGAGAGCGUUUAUCAGGUACAAAGACAAGCAUUGCCCCCCUUUCUUUUCUCCCUUUUCAUACCUUGUGAUGAUAAUAGUAACAGUACUAACAACAUGACUCUGUAGCUCCUUUCUUAUAGAAGUUAUAAAAUGCAGCUUGUUUGUGGUGAGAGGAUUUUCUGGAGAUUUAGAAGUAGAUCAGACAAAGGUUUCUCUUUUUCUGUGGCUGAAGAUAAAGGGCUUUUGAGAAAAAAAAAAAAAGCAGACAAAAAGUAUUUAAAGUUCAAGUCAUAAACCAUUAGAUUUGAGUCAAAACUUGUGAUUUAAGAUUAACAGGGCAAACAUCUAAGCAGCUACAGGUCAUCAUAGGAGGAGAUUGUAUGUCGAUAAACAGCUGACAAAAUUAAGUGUUUUUAAUGGAGAAUAAAAGCUUUAUUUGCUCUGCAAUACUUAAAAAAAGAUCUAUUCUUUGUGAAGAAGUACGACAAUAAGUUGUGCAUCAGCAACAAGCGUAUUUGGUCUUAAGGACUUCAAAAUAAGCAUCUGCAUAUUUUGUUGAGUGAGUGCUUUUAAAGUAGUGCAAGUUCGCAGUUGCAGGAAUAGGCAACAGAAAUCAAUUAGUUAAAUCUAAACUGGACAGAAUACAAUAUAUAUAUAUACAGUAUAUAUUGCUCUUUUUUGGGUAGGAAAGCAGUUUGGUGGUAGACUACGCUGAAGGCUAUUUUUUCCAAUAUAAUUUCACUGAAAUCUACUGAAAUGUAACUUGAACAACAGAAAAAACAGCAGAACAGUCAAGGUCAGCUGUUUUAUUUGGAUAGUUCACCCAAAGCUCCUUUUUAUAUCAAAUACUUUGACCUUUUAGCUUUGGACCAUUUGAACGACCAGCUAGGACCCAAGGGACUGCUGGUAUAGUUUAAUCUCACUCCCUUCUUUUCUCUCGCCCCCUCCUCCUCUCUUUUCGUCUCUCUGUAUCUUGCAUUCCUCUGAAGAUGAAAGAUGCAGAGAGAGAUUAAUCACUUGCCAUGCCAUUUGAUCUUAGAAUGAAACAAGAUCAAUAGACUUGGGGAAAACGUAACGGAAAGUUAACCAGUCACAGGCUUGCAGGAGUAAAAAGCAGCAAGGUUAAAAGUGACAGAUAGUCAGAAUUAAUGUGAAGGAAGUAUACAAAGGAGGGCAGUGCUGAGGCAUCUUCAUAGUGUCAGAUGAACCAGUGGAGACACACUGUUGCAGAAUAACAAUAGUCGUUCCUAAUCUCAGGACAAGCAUCCUGAAGCAUUGUUAGCAAUCAAUAUGGAUUUAAGUAGAAUUGAUUCAACAAAACAGUGCUAGAAUUAGCAUAAUCUAAUUACUAUAACUUAUAAAAAAACAUAUAAGAAUGGACUAAAUUGAUGAAGUAAGCUUUUCCUUUCAGUAGACGUGUUUAAGUUUUCUUCAGCUCCUGUUUUUGUUCUGUUCCUUACGUUUGAACGACCUCCGAUCCAACACAGGUCCCAACCAGUCAGCAGAAGGAAGGGAUCUAUGAUGUUCCAAAACGCCAUUUCAUGACUGUAGGUGUUUUAUUUUUUAUUAUUUGUUUCGUUAUUCCUCACCUUACAAACCUCUCUUGAGAGAUCCUCUUGCAGGAAGUGCCUUAAGCCCCCUUUGACAAUCUUUGAUUGUCAUUAAUAUUUUUAGUCUUGAAUUAUAGCCAGCAGGCUCCCAAAUACAUUUUUUUAAACCAAGGACAAGUCAGACGGGGGUCUGUGUCUACAUUCGCUUUCUGCAGUGAUAGUGAUGAUGAAACAAGGCUACAUUUGGUCCGCCUGAAGAUAUAAAACUAAUUGAUUGGUAUACCAAAGUCAGAUUUGUCAGCAAUUUCACAGAACAUUAAAGGGGCAGACUUCAUAUCCAAAAUUCAAUCCUGUGGAUAAUCUGAUGCAUGUCGGGACCAGAUGGUCUAGACAAAACCAGUUUGGAGGGACUGACUAUACGAGUAGAGGGGUGGCUGCUGUGUCUUCCUCAGAGGAUGAGGACGAGAGGUUUGUUGAAGGGUGGGCGCUGGGAUGAGCUGCAUGCAGUGUAGUCACGGCUUCAUUCAGUCAAGGCCACCAAACACUCAUAAAAGCUUUUCCCUCAGCAGUAGCAGCAACUCUGCAGCACACAGCCUCGAUUUCAGACUCAGGGUGGGAAUCUGAAAAGCUGUCAUAAUGUUGUACAGAUGUAUCCCAGGUUGACAAUCAUUCUCAUUUCACUGCUUCUCAAUUGAUCACCACCGAGAAGAAAAUAGAUGGACAGAUAAAAUGGAGGAGUAUCAGAUACAUUUAGGUGUUACAGCAUAUUAUCUCUGUAACAAAACAGCUGAUGUUUGUAACUUUAACUCUCAAUCAUCUCCCUUGCUAUAAUAACUGCAAAUUAGGCUAGUUAUUAAUUCUGCUAGUGAGGGGUUUGUUUCCUAUCUUACAAUUUAACAUAAAACAGUCAUGUUAGCUACACUGUGGAUGUUUGUGAACAUUAUCUUUGAAUAAUCAACCUUGUUAACAUUUCACUUCUUAGCUAAGGUUUCUGCUAGCAGGAGUUAUUGCCUAGACACUUUAGUCACUUUAUAUCAUCAAAUAAUAAUAUAGCUGAGUCAUCAUUGAUUCUUACAUUAGCUGUAAUUUACAGAUCUUUUUUAAACUUAAAAUACAGCUAGCUCUUAAAGUCAUGACACUUUAUUCAAAUUGUAAUUCUUUUUUUGCGAUGUUAAAUACUGCAGUGUAAUUAUACGUACGAGCUUCCCACCUUGAGUGCAGUCUCGGACAAAAACAGUGUGCCGUGUAUUUUUGGUGAAUUAGUUUCAGCAAAAAAUAAAAAAUAAAAAAAAGAGAUUUUUUGAUUUAUUUUUUUCUUUUUUACAAUCAUUGUAUUGAUGUACAUUUCAUCCCGGCAGGUUAUAUGACUUCCUCACCUCCACACAAUGAUUAAGUUAUGGCAUCUUUUAAAACACAAAAAGACAUUCAUUCAAGCAUUUUUCACCCAACGAUCAGCCAGAGAGAGUCUCCUUGCAACUUUUGAAAACAGCUCUAGCAAAGUGCUUCUCUGCUCCUCUCUGUUGGUGUGCUUGUUGUUCAGCAUAUCAAACAGAUAAAAAACUGCCCCCCCCCCCUUCACUAUCUCACCCAAACAGCCCAUGCUGGUAUAAGUAGCAGCGCUUCCAUAUCUCUAAGUGUUACUGCUUGUCUGUUCAUUCAGUUGGAGCUUUUUUGAGAGCUUCAAGCUCCCCUGAUGUGUGUCAGUGCCUGCAGGGAGAGACUUCACUGUACAAUGUUUACCUUUUUCCAAAUUCUGACUCAUUCUGUGGCCCUCAAUGGUCCCAAAGUGCCAUGCAAACUGUGCAAUGUGCUAUGUCCCGGCUCAUUCAAGGAGGACAUAAACACCCUGUUAGUGGCAACACAGAUUGCUGCAAAAUCCUCCCCUUUUUUUUCUUUCUUUUGUUUGAACAUGUUUGUAUCUGUUUAUUUAAAGCAUGCAGAUCCUGUGUGUCCUGUGUGUCUUUGUGCUUAUACUGUGAUUCAUUGUCUGCUUGUGCAUGGCCCCAAAGACAUUUCAUGCAACUUUGCCAUUUCAUAGUCUCCCUUAAGUAUCACUAGUGGAGCACAAAGGGGGCUAGUUCAGGGGUCAUGUCUGCCUAUAGGGUAAGGUGGCCGUAUUGUCCCUGUCUGGUGGUCCCAGAAGCUUCUUCUUUCAUCCAUUUGAUGAAAAACACAUACUCCUCUGUGGGUGUGUGUCCACUCAGAGAGCAGAAUCAGCAUGAUAAAGCAGGCACAGGCCCUCAUGGGGGGGCCCUUUUGAUUGGCAGACAUAAGAAUAUCUAAUCAGAGGUUAUUUUAAAGGAUUGAAUAGCCUUUUACCCACUCAAUUAUAGUGAGCCAUGAAAGAUUCAUUUUAGAUCCAUUUUCUGAUAAUGAAAACGAGGGGAUAGUUGUUUCUUGCCAUUCGCAGCAUAAACCGCCUUUGUGAAUAGAUUUCACUCCCCACACCUUCUCCACCCAUGCAACCACCAUACCCUAUCUGCAGAUGAAUUAAAAGGUUUCAUGACCGUGCAGAUCUCACUGUUGUGAUGUAACACUGGACUUUGUGUCUCUCUUUUCCUCCUUCCUCAUGGUGACUCACAGAAUAUCAACCACUUUGAUCUUUUCGGUGACAUGUCCACUCCUCCCUCGGUAAGUACCAUUACUACUCUUUAAUAUUUGAUUCAAGUUUUAAGUAUUGCACGGUGAGAUUACAUCCAUAUUUCAUCAUCAUGUGUUAUCUGUAAUUUUAGAUCAUUUCAUUUAAAUCUAAAGUACCUGAAUAUUCGACUGAAAUGCAGAUUAGAGAUAAAUGUACAGCUGUGACUUUAAGGUGACAUUGAUAGCGGUGACAUCUGUGUUUGUGUGUAUUUUUGUGUGUCUCCCAGAUGCCCCCAUCACCUGCCAACACACUGGACCCCAGCAGGAGCAGCCGCCAGCAGCAACACACUCCUGCUGAGAUGUACGCCCCCUUCAGCCCCACUUCCGUGCCGUCAGGUAGCUUCCCCGGCCGACACGCUGCAUCUUUUCAAAAUACAACACAUAAAAGAGAAUAAAGUGCUGCUGGGGAUGUUGUUCUUUGAUGUUUAGUUUGAGAAAAGCCUUGCACAGAUUUGUGCAGGAUGUGGAUUUAUCUCCGUAUUUUGAAGGACCACACACCUUCAGAAGGAGUGUGUUUGUGCUUUUAUCCACAGAGAUACUGCUUAGUGUUGUGUCUUGAUUCACCGUGCUGAGUUUUGCAUCCUUGAGGGUAAUCAGUCAGACUGUAGUCAGCCUAGAACAUGCAAGAAGCAUCCAUGAUCCUCUUCAAAUACUCAGUAUCAUUGAUGAGCUUCAAAAAUCUCUCAUAUGAAGACAGUUACAUCUCACAUGUCCUUAGAACACUUGACAAAAAAACCCCUUUACCUUUAAUUUGACUAAAAACGGACCAUGAUUUACGAAAUACACAUCAUGGUGCAUCAGAAAGAGUUGGAACUUGUGUUUGAGACCAUGAAAUCAUUCAGAAAUAAAUUCACUCUGUUGUUCACUCAGCUGAGAAAAGGUUAUUUUUUUCUCACAGGGUUUCAUGCAAUUCAAACUCUUUUUGUAAACAAGUCUUGUGAAAUGAAGCCGAUAAGGAAUUGAUCACAGCCAGCCACAAGUGUCCACUCUUGAGGAAGGCUGCAAAAACACCACAUACGCACCCACUGAAAAAAGCCAAUAUUUACAGCAAAAAUAAACAUGUUUACAGCCGGGUCCAAAUCAGUUUCAGUCCGAACAGCUCAUUUCUCUGUCCUCAGACACUGUGCAGGGGUGAAAUGUUUUUAACUCGUGAGUUUUGUAUUAAAAGGGACUAAGCUAACUUGACUGAGAGGCAGGUACUGUGUAGCUGUUUGCAAAGAGGCGUAAGAUCCACCUCAGCUCCACCUCUUAGCCUCAUGCUAGGUCAACCAAAGGUUAGGUUGAGUUACCAUUGUCAGUAGGGCGAUGGCCAUCAAUAGGCUAAAUAACUUUUCUUUAGGCGCUAGUGUAUGACAUCACUAUAUGUCCAUAUUUUAUACAGUCUGUAUUUGCAACCAGUGCAGUUGCCCGCUACUGGCAAUUGGGAAAAAUGCAGGUAAAGGAACUUCUGCAUUGGUUUUACUUAUAAAAGCAGCAGCAACAUCCACCUUUAAAUGCUGUAUGUACAACAUCGCCAUGUCAAUUAUGAGCUCUGAUUGGUAUUAUGUUUAUGCUGAAUUAUAUAAAAUCUACGACCAUACCAGUCACAGUAUUUCUUAAAUGACUGACGGGCUUGGUUAACACUGACAAAGAAAAACUCCUAUACCUCAUUUUGACGCUGUGAAGGCUUUAAAAACUGUCCUUAAACGCACCUUUUCACUAUUGUUUGGUGUUAAAUAGCUCUCUUUCAUCAUCAAAGACUGCAAGGCAGCUGAGUUUAAACAGGAACAUGCAGCAAUUUUUGAAAAUAGUGUUAUUGAACUCAGAGACAAAAUGUAUUCUGUGUUCAAAUCCUUCACUUCCUUUUUCUUUAUGAAUGCUCUUUAUCUUUGUGUGCAUGUGUGUGUGUGUUUCCAUUCCAGGUUAUAUGACGAUGGGUCCAGUGCAGGCAGCCCAAUGGGCUCAGCAGCCAUUUCCUGGUCAAGCUCAGACUCUGGCCUUCCCAGUGCAGGGACCCCUCCAGGUGGCUCAGGUUCUUCCUGGUGGUCAGCCGGUCAUCUGGAGCCAGGCCAACAUUUUCCCUGCCACUCAGCAGCAGUGGGCGGCCAUGGCGGCCUACAUGCCAGCCCAGACCGUGGGCGUUGGGGGUCACGCCAUUCCAGCUGCCAUGCUUCAAGGCCUGGUACCUAUUACCACCAUGUGCCCCCAAGCCUGUGACCUCUCAGCCCCCUCCUCUGCCAUCACCAGCCCUCAGCACACAGCAGACCCCUCCCUGCUUCAGAGGCAGCUCAGCCUGGGGAAGGACGGCCUGGGCAUGGACUCAGACGCAGGCGAGGGCCCCUCUUCAUUAGGAGCUGGAGCAGGGGUAGGACCUGGCGUCGGUUCAGCAUCAGCGAGCAGGUGCGGGACCCCAGGCCUCAUGAGUGUACCGGACACAUUGGUCUGCACUCAGCUGCUUCCCCCAUCAGCUGCUGCAACCCAGGAAGAGGAAGGGAGCUGUAGCGACCUUGAUCUCUCUAGAAUGACGUUGAGCCCAGGUACAUCCACGUCACCCUCUACUGAAUCUCGUAAGUGUUCUUUAACCUCAUCCUCCUACAAACUCAUAGUAACUUAACCAUCAUCUGUUUAUGUAGAGAGUAUGAAGCAUGUCAAGGACCUACAGUCUCAGUUCAGUCAUGUUUAUUAGUAAUCUAUCACUUUAAGAUGGGACGAUGGUAACAUCUAACACCCUUCGCACUAACCAAUAUGGGGAACGUGAUUACCUGAUUUGAUCCCUUAUUGCUUAUCAUCAACUGUCGUGAGUUUGGAAUUUGUUGCCAUGAUCAGCACUGGCACUGGAGUCUAAAAACAUGACAGCAUUUGGGGCAGUGAAUGUAUGUUAUAGUGAAUGUCAUGUUUCAUUUGAUGUUGCAUUCCAUUGCAUUGAUUCUUGCCAUGAUGUAUUGUAUCAUACCAAACUUUAUCACGUCCUAUCACACCAUAUUGUAUCUGAUAGUAGAGUAUAGAAUGGUUUGGCUACUACAUUAUUGCAAUAAAUGGUGUUACAUCUUAUAGAAUUGUACAAUACUGAUCAUAUUAUAUUAUAUCAUUUUGUAUCGUUUCCUAUCUUAUCAUAUCAUUUCAAAUCAUACGGUAUCCUAUGGUAUCAUAUUACAUUGUAUCAUAUCAUAUCCUUUUGUAUCAUUUCAUAUCCUUGAUUGUACAACAUCAUAUCAUUGCGUAUCUUAUCUUAUCCUGUAAUAUCGUAUUGUAUUGUAUUGUCCUAUCAAUUGAAUUGUAGCCCCGUCUAUACAUACAACCACGACAGUGCUUCACGUUUAAAAGACUCAGAAAAUUGGCAGCAAUAGAGGAAAUUAUGAAAGACCAAAACAAAGUUGUCGUGAAAGUUCAAAUACAGCGAUCGCCCUGUCUUGUCUCUUCUUAUAGUUUGCAAUAUAGUUCGCUACAGCACAUUGUAUUCUAUCAUAAUGAAUCAUCAAUCACAUCUAUGAGCAUAAAAAAAAAAAUAACUAUUCUUGCCUGUUUUGUUAAACUAGAUCAUAUUACACUGCAUUGCUGAACACCAUAUCCCAUAGUAUGGAAUCAUGUUAAAUUGUGUGUUGCUGUGUUCGGAUGUUUUGUUUGAUUUUUAGUCACAUCAUAACAGUUAAACAUAUAAAAUCGACCGCAGUUUGUGCUAAGUAUGCUCCCUCAGAUUCAAACUUUCAAUUUCAACAAGAGAAGUCCUCCAGAAAACUUAUGUGGUUAUGGUUAGGUUAUGUGUAAAUAUUGUAAAAUUAUAGUAUUGACUAUCAGGAUGACAAAUUUGAAAACAAAAAAACACAUUCAUCCUCGAGAACCUCAAAAAACUUACAGUUUCUGCCAAGUAAACCUGAGCCAGACCACCCUCUCCACCACGGAGUCCUUAGAAGAGGACAGACAACAUAAAGACAUAAGAGGCAAAGCUCAAGCAUGUCAUCCACUCACACACAGAGGGGGUUACCUACAAGAAAAACAUGCACACAAGGUGAAAGAGGUAGUCAAGAAGAGAGGAUGGAUUUCCUGGAGGAUGGAGAUCCAAACAUCUGGACUGAGACACCAACAGUCAGGGGAGAGUAAGGAAGGCCCAGAACAGAGUCUGGUCCAGCACAGAGCAGCCUGAGAGAAGAGGGAGGGAGGAAGGCACUGAGUGAGCGUGGAUGCUCAUGUGCUUUCAGGACACAUAGACACUGAGGGAUGGAUAGGUGCAGUUUUUUUUCAGAAAAGUGUAGUGUUCAGGAAAAACACGAGUACUUUUGCACUACUGUUGUCGUAUUACUGAGAAAUGUCUUUAAUAUAUGCCACAUAUUUCAUUCGUUAUCAGACAAAAUGUUUCCAGCUGACAAGCAGCUUUUAUGUGAGAGUAUUUCACUUGUUUGCAGCCUUUUAUCCUCUAUGUUCUUACUAAAUUUUAACUGUUCAAAUAGCUUAAAUUGGUUAUUUCAUGUUUAAGCAAAACUGAUACAUAAAAUAACUAAUUUAAUCCACUUUCAUUUUUUAAAUACAUGACAAAAAAAAAAAAAUCAGUGUUUUGCUGUCAAACUUAUGCUAAAGCAGAGAGAUAAUGUAUUCCUUCUGAAGUAAAGAACAAAGACAGUACGUUUUUCAUUUCUGGGGAACACUGUAUGAGUCAGUUUAACUUGUGCAUUUCUAUUUUAUUCAAAUGAUGGUACCAGACUUACAUAUAAGUUUGACAGAAAAAGACUUUUCUCCCCAUUUCUGUUUUUGUGCAAGCUUUUCAAGCCGAAGUGUGUUUAGCCAUGGUCACUUAGUUUCCUUAAAAUACGUAUUUUUUCUUGGAUUAUUCCAAAAUAUAUGUAGUAAUUUCAACACGACUGCAGUGAGAUUGGACACUGAAUUGCUGCACGUUUCUAGAUUUUUAUAGAACAGUUUUUAAAAAUUGAUGUUGGGUGAAUGUACAUGUAUUUAGCUUGAAUAAUACAUUCCAAUUUUUGUCUUUGAUGCAGUAUAGUUUUACUUGGAUUAAAGUUCCUUUAAGGGAAUCUUAGUGACUUUGAACUCUACCACCCCUUGAGAAUCAUAAAGAGACAUCAUUGUUUUCAAAAAUUUCUCACAGGAGUUUCAAGAUUUAUUUGCAUGUGACAGUUUAUUCUUCAGUUGGUCGAUAAUGUUGCUUAUUUCGUCUUGGAUUUGACAGAUUUCAGUGCUUUUUGACCUGGUUUCAAGGCUGACUUUUUGAAUGCUAUGGUUUAGUUGCCACAGAAAUAGACACAUACUUUAGAAAACAUCAUUCAGGCAGUUUGACAUAUUCAUAAAUACGAAAUGAAAUGAAAAAUAAGGCCAAAAGAUGUGAUUCAUAGAUCUUCCUUCAGUGUGUGAUGCUGGCAGGAAGGUUAUUCCAGAGGACGAGUGCUAAAGCCCUGCAGCCUACUGUCUUCUCUGGCCAUGUUUAAAGCUUUAUUUGAAAUAAAACAGGUUACAGGAUGUCAGGUGGAAAGGUAAAGAAAGUCAAGGAGAUGAAAUUCACUAAAGGUCAUUGUUGAAUCUGAAUGCGCUGCUUCUUAGUGUAUGUAAUGCAUGAUACCAGCUUGAUGCAAAGAUAUAUUUAGAGAGCAGGCAACUAUCCACUGACUGCUUCUUUUGCAUAUUAACUCAAAUGUACGUUUCCUCUCUCUCCAUAGCAUCCACUCCCGCCCCUCAGCAGAGCUCGUCUUCGGACUGCCCCCCUUCCCAGGCAAGUGACCCCCCCACAGAUCACUCCCCUGUAGACCCAGAGGGCAGCUCCAGCAACGCCAAGGAGGAACAAUCGGUGAGCCUUGCCCCCCUUAAGGUCAUACCCCUUGUCGAUAAGAUUCAUGGAUUCGAUCUAACAUCUGACCGUUGUGAUGCUAUAAUCUGUUAUCGUCAUCUGGGUGAUCUGUUUUCAAAUAGAUCACAUGCAAUCAGCAGGGUAGAGUAAUCACCCUUGCCAUUAACACAGCCAAAUGGGGAAAUGCCAAACCAAUUAAUCAUAAAAGGCAAAAAUGAUUCAGAUGUCUUGAUUAGAUCAUUUAUAACAAGGUGUAAUUGUGUCACGUAAUAAUCGCUGAAGUUUUUCUACUUAACAUUUGGCGGAUUUGCACUCUUAAAGCCCUCACAUACUGGGGAAUAAAAAAACGUCACCUGCAGAAUAGAAAUUUUACUGCAUCCAUUCUCCUCCUUUCUCUCAGGACUCUGCUGGUGCAAGGUCGAUCUCCCCAGUGCCGGAUGGAGCUCCUGAUCCCCCGCAGGAUCAGACGUGUCCACAGGAAGACAGCUAGAGAACAACAGACACUGAGUGGGUAUCUCACAGUCCCUUGUCACUUAAUUUUUUUGUACUAUAUCAAUUCACAGUGUUUCAUUCCACCCACUUUUCCUGCUCUUUUCAUCUCCUCUCUCUCAUUCCCGUCUUACCCUGCACUCUGUUUCUUUAUGAGCUUUGUAUUUUCAUUUGUCAGUGUGUCUUCUUUUUCUUUGUGGAUGAGAGGUUUGAGCCGGCUGAAAAAGAGCCUUGGUUGAGUUCAGUGUUUCAGUGAUUAUGCGUCUCUGCGUCACCCAGAUGAAAAGGGAGGCACAAUGUUGCCACCUGGUGGUCAGAGUUGUAACUGCCCUAAUGCAGCUUCAUGACAGGUACACUGAAUGCUUCUGUUUUGUCUUUUAGAGGAUGGAAGCUCCUGGGGCCGGGACAGAAGCUCAUGGGACAGAGAGGAAGAAGAGACAGAUGAGUGACUGUGAUCAGCAGCGUCUCUCAGAGCUGGAUUACACAGAUUUGUUCUGUUUGUUCAACCUUGGAAAGAUAUUUUGGCAGUCCUGUUGCAAGCUGGCUAUCCCUGGAUCUGCUUUCCUCCAGAGGGCACAUACUGCACUGUACUGUACUGUACUGUACUCCUUAGCAUGACGACCAGAGUUUGGCUUCAUCAUUCAGACAGAAAACCUUUUUAACCAGGAAGUGACCUUGAUCUUUGAAACCUGCAGGAGAAGGGAAGGAACUGAUUGCUCCCUCCUGGGGUGGACUAUCUGUGAGAAAACGUCACACAGCCAAGACCAUGCAGAUUACUAUCGGAGCCUAUAAAGGAGGUUAAGGAGCAGCAUCCUACUGUAUGUGUUUGACCUACAGUAUAUCAGCCGCCACCAGCAAAGACUGCACCCAGCAGAUGGAUUUGCCAAAUGUUCUCAUUGUGUUGCUCCACCGAUUCGUCCAUUUUGCAUGUACAGACUCAAUGUGGAUUCAGCGGACUCAGCUGUGAGCAGAAACUGUUCUCUGCAGCUUCCCUCUGUACCUGAAGCAAAUCAAAAAAACAUGUUUUUUUUUCUUAUUUUAUAAGCUGUGAAUUCUUUGUUGAUGACGCUGAGUCAUUAGAGAUAUCCAAAUGGCUUUGAGGCAUCAAUGUGGAAAUCAAAAAUUUGCCAAACAUCUAUUUUGUAAAUAAGAAUCCUCCCAGUCCCCCCUACCUGAGCCUUUGUGCCAUAAAAUAGCUCUCUGCCUCUUUGGAUGCCAACUACCUGUGUUUUAUCUCAAGCAAUGCCCUACCAGCACCUCCAUUUUUUGACGUCUGGAUGUUUGUUUUGCUUUUUCUGCCAUUUUUCUUUCUCUGAAAAUGUCUGUUUCUGUUGGGUUGGUGAGAAAUGAACUGUGAAUCUGUGUUACAUGGUCAUUCAAAAUAAAAGCCUGCUGUUCCUGAUGUGAAGGAAAGGAAACGGUCGACAAACUUACCACUGCGUAAUAAACUUUUUUUUUGUAACGGCAAGGCAGACUUUCCUGCUUUUUUUUUUUUUUCAUUUUUUUCAUUUUUAGAUAUUCAACAUCUCCAGCUCAGUCACAUUGUUUACAACUCGCCUCUUAGAAUCAUAUCUCUGUUUGUUUUCUUGAGUGAAUAAGCAGAAUAAACCCAUGCUGAUGCGUAAUGGCUUAAUAACCACAAGUUCAGCAACAGUAGAGUGCAUUUCUCUGCCUUAUCAGGUUUAUUUCUGUUGUCCAGUCACUGUUCUCCUUGUUGGGUCAUUUGUAAACAGUAAACAGGUCAUUGUUGUAUCAGAGCACUUGGGUGUGUUGUAGGUCUGCUCCACGGUCUAGGAAUGGUUGAGAAAGGAAAAGGCAACGUUAUGUAAUAUGAACAAUAGAGAUAUCACUAUUAACUGCUAGGCUUACAAUAACAAACGGUAACUGUACCCCCUGCUUGUGUAAGAAAAAUGAGAAAUAGUCCGAGAUAUUUUGUAAAUUUUAUUUAUGGAAUCAAGAAGUGUCACGAAAAGAGAAAAAAAGGACUUUUUGUACGUCUAUGACUUCCCCAUACACUGUAUCCAUCCACUGUUCAGUCACAAAUAAACUAUCAUGUGAUUCCCACUUCUCUG
Molecule: messenger RNA, 64527 nt
Organism: Xyrichtys novacula (pearly razorfish)
Lineage: Eukaryota; Metazoa; Chordata; Actinopteri; Labriformes; Labridae
Source: the annotation of a GenBank genome assembly